Molecule: messenger RNA, 69724 nt
Organism: Xyrichtys novacula (pearly razorfish)
Lineage: Eukaryota; Metazoa; Chordata; Actinopteri; Labriformes; Labridae
Source: the annotation of a GenBank genome assembly
GGGUCUGAAUUAUUUCAUCCAGCGAAUGAGCAGUGAGGAUACUGCAGCGCCAGGAUGACCUUUAUUGAAGUGUUUUAAGCACCGGCCGCUGUGGUGGCGCCUCCAGCCGCUGUCUCAUCUGUAUGUGUCCCUGUCCCAGCUGCAGACAGGGCUUUUCAUUGCUGAUUUGAAGCAGGUGGGAUUCGACAGCUCCUCACCAUGGGAGGCAACAGCAGCACGACCAGGAAAGUCUCGUACGGACUGGACGAAGACGAGAAGGUCACCGUAAUUGAGGGGGUAAAGGUAGAUGUUCAAUAUUUGGCAAUUUCGUGAAAAAUGUGAGUUUUAAGUUUGAACACCCGUGUUUACAGUAGACAACGGCCACUGAAGCUAAUAACGGUUAGCUAGGAGGCUCGUGCGGUAGUGCGUGAAGGCUGACAGGUCCCGUGUCCUUAAAUGACUCCUCAUACCCGCUUUCACCCCUCAAUGUCCUCUCAGUCUUACGCUCUCUAAGAACACAACUUCAACUCCGACCUAUCUCAUAUGGAGUUUAAAAUUCACAACAUUUAGUUGUUUGCGAAAUGCAAAUAAAGCGGUUACCAUUUAAGCAGCCUAACAUUAUGUUGGAAAUGUUGGCUGUUGGAAAGUGUUGGAAUUUCCUAGCGCAACGUAAAUGUUACGUUACUGCUACGUACGUCUGCUGUAAAUGUUAUCAUUUUGUGACGUCAAACGGCAAGAAAAAUGGACGGCUACACUUUUGUACGUUCAAGUCAUUUCGAGUUUAUAUGAUACAUUUCGGCAGCAACGAUCGUGAAAAGUGGACAUUUAAAGUUAUUAAAACAAAAGCAAAGCAAAGCCAAAACAGCACACUGCAGAAAAGGAAUUUCAAGAAAGGAAAACAGCCUUGUAUUAAGGAAAUAAGUCUUAUUUUUUUUGUACAGAAAGAAUAUUGAUCUUGUCAAGCAUUUUUGGCAUUAGAAAAAAUAUCUAAUUUUAAGAGAAAACGACUAACUUUAUCUUGAUAAGAUAUUCUAGUUAAUUUUGAGAUAGAAUGAACCAGAAAUAGAGUAGAAAAUGUUUUACAAUAAAAUCCAGCAGAGCAACAAGAUCACUCAUCUCAUUAGACAUAUGUACAACUUCUCAAUUGAAGAAUUCCAUGAAACAAGAACAGUUUUAUUAAGAUUUCCAUUGCAGGUCAUUUGAAUCUGACAGAAUCUGCUGCCUCAUCCAUUAUCUGACAUAUAAAGAUGUCAGUAGUCUAGUCUGUACAACAGACAACAUAAUACAGUGACCAGAUAAAAACUGCAAAACAACAAAGAACAUGCUUGCUUUCCACAUGCUUGCUUGUGGAAUAAAAAAUAUAUAUUUAAUGAGAAUGUUUUGGUAUCUUGAUUGAAGAUAACGUCACUUAUAUUUGCUAUGCUGUUUUAAGAAAUUAUGUCUUAUUUGAACUGCUGUCAUGCUCAUUAAUAAUCUGAGAUUGAGGUGUGUUUUUUAAGUUGAUUUAUUCAAGAGACAAAAAUUCUAAUUUUAAGUAACUUCAUCUUCAUUUUUCAUUGCUUGCUGUAGAAAAAAUUAGAUUAAUAUAAGAUUUUUUUCUGUCUAGUUUUAAGUUUCAUUUGAGUCUGUCAGGGCCAAGAAAUUUGUUCUCAUUUUGAGAAUUCUUGUCAAGCAAAAAAAGCUCACCCCAUUGGCAGAUUUUUUUGCUUAUUUGAUUGAAUAUAGGGAUAUUUUGCUUCUUUCUAGUAGGGCUGUUUUUGCAGUGCAAGAACACAAAGUUAAUUAUAAGACAUUUUUAAUGUAGAAGCAUAAAUGUUACACAGCAGUGUUGUAUAAUAACAAUGGAUAUUCAGAAAACUGCGAAGACCCAGUGAACCUGCAUAUUGUACUGAGGAAAGGUUAAUUUAUUAUGCAUUUAUGUGUUGAUUGUGUAGACAACUGUAGCCACUCUUUGUCAUAUAACCAGAGAUGUGAGGCACAGCUUUGCAGCAGCACAUCUGGAGCUGGUAGACAAUAGGGCUGGGACGAUAUGCUUUUCUCCUGAUUCGAUUCUUCUACGAUUUUUCGGAUGCCAAUUUGAUUUAAAUUGUGAUUCUACGAUAUUGUCGAUUUUCUCGAGAUUUAGUCUAAACUAGUCUAAACACCAGUGAAACAGUUGAAUACACCUCACAUAUAAGUCAGUUUUAAAAAUCGAUUUAAAAAUUGUAAAACAAAAAAUGGCUAUACUUAUGUGAAUCAAUUUUUUCUCCCACCCCUAGUAGACAAGUUACUGGUGACAUUAUAAUGGCCUCUAGCUUUUGAGUCUUUAUCUUGUAGAUUCUGAAAACAUCCAUGUGCCCUAUGUGCACAUCCUGGUGCUUUAACUGUUUUUGAGUAUGUUUUGUAAACUCACACUUUUCUUGUCCAGCUCUCUGAUGAAGUGCUCCGGCGAAUGAGGGAGGCUCAGGGGUCUGACAGCUCCAAGCCCCCGCCAUCCCCACCAGAAAGUAAGAAAACACCACCAAGUAAGUCAGUGUCAAAGACCUUUCUUUUCUCACAGAACUCUCAUUGGGAGGCCUAGUAUGUCAGCAAACAUGUUUCAACACAGUGACUCGUGAGAAUAGUGUCAGGAUGAAUGUCAGAGCAAGAGCAUGUUUUGUUUUUCUGUAAGUUUAACAAAAAUAAAACUGUUAUUAUUACAUCAACAUUAGAGACAUGGUUUAACGAGAGUUUAUUUUUAGGAGACUGACUGAGUGAUACAGAAUCAUUCCACAGGCAGCACAAUUGGCCAGAAUGUAACCCUGUGUAAUUGGGUAACAAUUUCUUGCUCUUGUUGCUCUGUUCUCCAAACCUGUUCUAAUAUUUACACUUACCCCUUUUGAUUCUCAGGUGCAAAACCAACAGGGCCCUCCAGUUCAGAGAUUCAGGAAGAAAUCCGCAAAAAGUAGGUCACCAAGAAGCUAAAAUCGUUGUAAUCUGUUGUUGCUCUGUCAUAAUUCAAGCACCCACUACACCUUUGUUUGUGCAUUUGUUUGAUUGUUCAUGAGCAUUGACUUGCCUACAGCUUAACAACCUCCAGGUAUGUCAAUUUUUCACUGCAUAUUCAACUUGAGAACUAGCUCAUGUGCAGAAUAUUGAAAUCCAACUCAGUCUAUGUCAUAUACUUUAGAUUUGUAUACACUUGGUGCUAAUGUGUACUCUUUAUGGAGAACAUAGGCAUUUGGAGUGACCUGUCAACACUGCCUGUGCUAAAUCACAGGCAUGCUGCUAUGCUGCUGGCAUGCUCAUAUACUAUCCCAGGCCUCUAAAGAUUUAUAUGCUGGAAAAUCAGACACAAAAAUAAACAGGUUAUCAUGACAUAACAAUAUUAUGUACUCCAAUAUUGUUGAAUUAUAAAUGUUUUAAGAUGUCUUAGGGUCUAAAUGGGCAUUUUGUUUUACCAUUACCAGACCAGUGCAGAGAUACAGGUUUACUUUUUGAAGAUUCACUUUGGCUUUUAAAUGCAUGUUUCCAAAAAUAUCAAUAUUGUUGUUAAUCAACAGAAAUGGAUAUCUCUGACCUUGCUGUGAACUCGUUGAUGGACCAAGUACUCGUAUGUUUGGCAGACUUUCAUGACACAAAUAAAGGUUAAAUGUCAAAACAGCUCUUAUCUUCCCUACUUCAGCUUUGAGCGUCAGCAGGCCCUGGUAGAGGAGCAGUUGGCGCAGCUGGCCCAGAGGGAGAGAGAGUCGGCAACAACCACAGGCCGAGAUGGACUGGCCCCUGCCCUCAUCCUGGAGAGAGGAAAAGUUCAUGAAGAGCAAGGAAAGGCCAAGCUACUGGUGAGUGAUACUUUCUGGGUCUACCCCAGAAGCCAAAGCUGUACUUCUACAACAGGGGUCCUCAUGAUGAGCUCUACUGUAAUGUACUGAAAAGUCUUUAAACUAUUGAUUUUAUUUAUUUAUUUAUACUGUACUUUCUCUCAAAAAAGUAAUCUUGUGCAACAAAAAAAUUGUCAUAAUGUGAGCUACCAAAACCUAUAAUUAGUAAUUAUUUUUUGAACAGCUGUUACUGUGAAUUGGUUUAGUUUAUCCAUACAUUUCUUUGUUGGUAAAACUGGAUUUUUUGAUGCACUUAGGACCACAGCACUUCAAAAUGUCUUGUGUCUGUAAAGACUAAAAGGCAAGUUUAUAAAAAUGACUUUUUAUCAGCAUUUUGUCAUGCACAUAUAUACAAUUAUCUCGAAGCACUACAUCUUUUGCAUAAGCCGACAGCACCCUCUACUGCUCAGUUUUAAAAGGACAACUCAGCCGUGAGCUUGUGCUACUGGAAAGCUCUCUGCGGGGUGAUCUUUAUGUUCAGUGUUUUCUUAUGAUAGCAUAAUUUUUCUCCUCCUUAUUUCACGUCCUAAGCUAUUUGUAUAAUCAUCAUCAUUAGAACAUGUAAAGAAAACCAAUGAAAAAGCUGCUCUAAAUCAUUAUGAUUUGCUCAGUUUCACCUGGUUUUACAUCACUUACAACUUCUCUUGAUGACAAAAUGUCUGCAAUGAAAAAGUUUUGGGAACAAAUGAACAAAUGAUAAAACAAAUAAUACACAGAUUGUUCUCCCCAGACUGUUUGCAGUGUUACCCGUACAGAUAUUGAUGAUGUAUUGCAAUGAUUUAUUUGCACCCUCGCACCCUGUUUACCUUUUUCAGUGAAGAUAAAACACUGGAUUUUCUAAGGCUGUCUUGUCUGCCUCUGCUCUCCGGUUGAUCUGUCCUGUGGUGUCUUUACAGACUGCGGGCCUUUUAAUGAAUACUGAAUAAACCUGCUGGCUCAGCUUACACUGAUAGGGUCUCAGGCAUUGGUAUGUGAGACUUAACUCCCUGACAACUUUCCAUACUUUUUUGACAUGACAAGUUAACAGAGAGAGUUAGUGUGUGCAUUGUGCAGCUGUCUGUGUUCAGUUUGGGAGGUUUCUUCUGUCUGUGGCUGUAUGGGACUGAAAAUAACAAUCGUCCUAACAUUGACUUAAGUGUCUGGUGUUGUUGACAGGUUGUCUCUUUAUCACAUUGUGAGUGUGUAUUCAUUUGAAUGUAGAGUGCCAUCUGUAUAAAUGAUAAAAAGUAGAUGGAGAUUUUUUUUCUGCUGCCUCCAAUGUGGUUAGGAACUUGAUAAACAUCCAUACAGACAUGCCAGGAAACCAAGACAGCAUGUAACUUUGAUUCUCCACUGGCUUUCUUUUCCUACCUUUAUAUCCUUCUCACCUUUCCUUCUUGUUUGAGCUCACCUCUACAUCCCUCUUCUUCUUGCCUACCUGUCAAACACAGUCAUUGUUCCCCAUUCUGUUUUUUUUCCAGUGUUUAAAUUUGACACAUACUUAACACCCAAAAGAGGCAGAAGUCUGAAAUAGUUCCCUACCAACAUUAAAAAGGAAGACACGCUUGGUUUAUAUACAUCUUGUUGCAUUGCUUCAGCUUUAGGAAAAAUUGAAAGCACCGGUGGAUCUGAUUGAAGAGCCCUGCCAGUAUCAAAUCUCUGAGCUUAGCAGGUGGUCUUGCCUCUCCUCUUUGCAUUUUCUGUCAACCUUGCAUCUCCUAGCAACAACACAGCAGGAAGCUUACUGGAAAAGUUUCUGUGCCACCCUCUCUUUCCCCAUUCCCCUUUUAAACGCUUAGCUUUGAGUAGUGUUGGAGCUGCCUUAUUUCCCAGUGGAGACACACAGGCACAGAAAUACAUCCACACACAAUAGACGAACAUAUAUAUAUAUAUAUAUAUAUAUAUAUAUAUAUAUAUAUAUAUAUAUAUAUAUAUAUAGCUAACACCCCUCAGUCUCUUUCCCCAUGUGUGCUCCUGGCUCCCACAGCAGGUAGGCUGUGUGUCAGAGAUGGGGCGAGGUGGAGGAGAGAAGAAUGUGGAGGCAACACCUGUCAGAGAGCGGAGCUGCUCCCCACACUGCCUGGGGCUGCCUGUCACAAACACUCACAUUAGCCAUUUACUCCUGGCUCAGCUCCAACUGCCACUGCUGGGACUAUUUGUGUGUGUAUGCGCAAAUAUAUAUCGCAUCUACACAUGUGAGCAUACCUGUGCAUUAAGCAGACUCAGUGUUUAUUUACAUCAGAGGACUGUGUGCGUGUGUGGAAAUCUGCCUGCAAGGUUCAUUCACAGUUCACUCUUUUUACAGAUUCCUUGCUUACUAUAUAUAUAUUUUUUUAUUUUUUAAGCAUAGCAUUUGCAUUUGUGUUUAGUACAGAAUUCCCAAUUCCUGUACAUCACCUGAUAGUAAUCUUUCCUCCUAUUCUAUAUUUUUCAACAGGGUGAAAAGUGUUCCUGUAAACACUUUAUAUGAAUCUACCUCUUAUAAUGCAUCAUAAGCACAUUUAUAAAGCAUAUAAAUGCAUCUAUAAGGCUUUCUAACAAUCCUUAUAAGUAAUUAUUAUUUGUAACAGCUUACUGCAGUAUUCAUGAGGUAUUAUUGGCAGUAAGCACAAUUCCUUAUCAAAGUAUUUAUAAUGCAUUAUACUCCGAUGCUAAAUAACAUAUGCAUCUUUUGAACUCUGGCUUUUGUAAGACACUAUAACCCUCACAGCUUACCCAGUUAUAAAGGUUCAAUUUAGUCUAUGUAUCAAAAAAAAAGUUAAUAUUUCAAUUAUUCUAAGUUUGAAAAAUGCCUUAUUAAUACUCACAACAUGCUAAAGCAUGGCUUAGGGCACUUUAAGUGACAGCACUGUAUGAAGUUAUGAACAAUUAUAUAUUCUUAAAACAUUUUAAGAACUUAUAAGUAGUAUUUUGUGGCUGUAUUUUAAGUGUCAGACAAAAAUACUUCACAAUAAUAGUACAUUGUUAUAUUAAUAAAUCUUUUCUUUUGCAUUAAUGUGUAAAGCAUAAUAAACCAUACCUUCAGAAGACACUGAUAACAACAAUUAAUACACAUUUCUGUAAGCUUUUGGAAUGUUUUUUAUGACUCAUAAGGGUUAUUAUAAAAUCUUAAAGAAGACUUUUUAAGACUUAAUAAAUGUGCUAAUAAUGCAUUAAAAGAGGUUCAUAGAGUUCAUAUAUGGUGUUUUCCUUUCCCUCACUGAAGCAUUUGUCUGAAAGUUUCAAAAGUUGGUUUCUAAUUAUAAAUCAUGUACCAAUACAUUGAUUGUGUGAUUAACAAUUCAACUGUACAGAAACAAGGGGAGACUGUGGAUCCAGAGUGUUGUCUUUUGUAAUACUACUGAUUCAGUGUCAGUCAAACAUGCUAAAAUGUUUUUCUUUGUCUUGAUGAAGCCUUGAAGUAAGCCAAGGUAAAGUCUUUGUGUAAUUUAUAGUGUACUGUUGAACUAAGACUCACCAGAUACAGUUGAACAGAUACCAUCCCUGGGGAUGUGAUGAACCAAGAAAAGAUGGUGUUUAUGUUGCAGACAUUAUAUAGGAGAGUGGGGAGAGGUUUCCCCUCAACGUGCUACAGAUGAUAAACAAUCAAGUGCAGCUUCCUUUUCCGUGCUGUUAUUAUGCUGUUAGAUAUAAAGAUAUGUACAGAGGUGUACAGCACAAUUCAAGGAGGCGACUGACAAACUGCUUCAUCAACUUUGAGUGUUGUUGAAGAUCAAUGUGUGAAGGCUGACACCAGUAAAAUGAUUAGAAAACAGACAUCAUGAUGGACAUGUGAUGCACUUCAAAAUAGCGUUCUUCAAGCUUGAAGUCCGCUCUGUAGCGGGAAUAUCUUUUAUCCCUUUACUGCUGAGCCUGCCCUUUGCAAUGAUGGUGUCCAAAGAGUCCAGACCCUGAGCCUGGUGACGAGUGGUCCAAAACUGGUGCUGCUAAGCUAUUGAUAAAAUCAUUAAAGGGUCUGACAUUACAUCUCCUCACGUCUUUGCUCUGGUGGUCCAAAACACUUGUCAAAGUGUACAGAGAAUCGCAUGAUCAAGCUCCAGCUAAUAUCAAAGAGCUGCUGAAGCAGACUUUGAGGUCCUCUGGUCAGGGUUUGCUGGUUGUUCAUCAGACUAGGCUUAAAGCUUAAGGGAGCCUUGCAUUUGAAGUCAUUGCUCAUUAAAAUUUAGAACUGUACCUCACUGGAACUGUGAACCGUGGACUCUGUAGAGAUUUUUAAAAAGCAAUUCAAGACCAUUUUGUCUAUAUCUGUUUUGUCUAUUGCAGUGCACCAGUUUAUCUUGGUUGGUCCUCAUUACAUUGGUUGUAGAAUUAAUUCCUGUCCCCAUAUUUCCUAUCAUUGUCCUACCAAAAAAAAAGGCAAAAAGAGAAGAGAAGGUGUUUGGGUGGAAAAGUCUCAUACUAGGGGUGGGAGAAAAAAUAUAUACAGCAUAGUAUUGGGAUAUCUUGUCUGGUGAUAAAUUGUAUCGUCUCAUUUACAGAGUAUCGAUUUUUCAAAUUAAUUGCCAAUAUAGAGUCAAAUCUUUGACAUUGAAAAAUAAAAUCAACUGUUUGUCCAGUGAGGUUGGCAGAAGUGACAUCAUAGAGCAGGAGAAAGUUAGUACAACAAAUAUAUAUAUAUAUAUAUAUAUAUAUAUAUAUAUACUGUAUAUAUAUAUAUAUAUAUAUAUAUAUAUAUACAUAAGGUUUGCAAGGUGUGCUACAUGAAAAUAAAGUACAGCGUAAAUAAGACAAACAUAAAGGAAAGCCUAAUAUUUAGAAUGAGGUCAAGUUGAAAAAAUUCACAUAAAUCGCAAUAUAUGGUAUCGCAAUGCUCACUGUAUUGCAAAAUGUUAAAAAUCGCAAUAAUGUCAUAUUGUGUGGUGGUCCAAGUAUCGUGAUAAUAUCGUAUCGUUGGGCCACUAGUGAUUACCACCACUCAUACUCAUACUGUCUCAUACUGCAGGAACAUAAAUUUACAUGUAAAAACAUCAUAACAGUCUGUGAUAUGUGAUGCUAUAUUAUGUCAUGAUGAGUCUUCGACCACUUGGAUUAUCUCUCUUUUUGUUCUCCUGCAACUAUAGUCAGUGUUUUGAGGAGAGCUCACAGUGCAACUCAAACUUAUUUCUCUGCUUUCCUCUUAUUCUUCCUCGCUGCAUUCUCUCAACUGGCUCUUUUUUUUAAACAAGGGAGCAUUGUGAUUUCAGCGAAGAAAGAAUAACGUGAAAUCAGGCUCUAGUUCUCAGCACUGACCCUGUCUAAUAAGUAAUUAUUGCUUCACUUGACUCCUCAUUUCUUAUUUGGUUGCUCAAUUAAUAUCAAGCACACAGAGGGAAAUAAGGCAGCUGAUGUGGCAAUCUGAGUUUCUGCUGCUUGUUUUCACAUUACUCUGUCUGUCUGUGUCUUCCCCUUUGUAAAUGUGACCUCCAGCCUAUCAAUAGAAGCUCACCAAGCGCACACAAUGUAUCAUUCCUGACAUCAUCUUUCCUUGUUAUUAGGCCAAAUUUAGGCCCCUCCAACAGUAACACCUUGAGAGACAACAUGUGAUAUUAACACCUCAUCUCUCCUCCUCUGCUUUCUUUCAUUAGCACCUCCUGUGUUUGUUUUCUUCCCUGGACUAUUCUCCCGGCUCGAAGGUGUCAUUGCUGCUGCAAAUAAAUGCCAUUAGUAUGCACAGGCAUUCAGUGCUGAGCGACACACACAUAUAUAUAAAAGCACAGAUAAUAACAAGCAUUUGCUGUAAGAAGCUUUCUUGGACGUGACUUCCUUGUUGAGCACAUAAAUGUUUGUAAAUUGUCAGAUGAUUUGCUUUCAGUCCUUUUUGUAUGCAAGCUUUCACUUGCUGUCACAUACAAUAAAGCAGUGAUGGACCACAGCGGUACUAAAUUCAGCAUUAAUUCAAACCAGAUUAGAGCAAAAUUCCACUUAACAAAAUAAGACACAAGACAUAUCAGGUACUAGAGAGAGAGUGUUUCAAACACUGUAUCUGAUGGGUAUAAAAUAAUGUAAUCUAGUUGAUACGCUUGUUUUAAUUUCCUUGCACAUUGAAUAACUGUGAGUCACGUCAAGUCGCUUCAUUCCCCUAUAUUCUGCUCGAGUGGUACCCAGAAGUUUCUUAACCCUGGAGGCAGUUUCACGUCAGUUUGGGUGUGGAAAAUAGGUUACUUAUCAUGCCUCACCACACCACUUGUCCCUUGUUCAUCCUCUCUUCCUAUUUCUUCAAACUCAUUUGCUUUUGACUCCCAUAAACCUAGCAAUUGAGUUACAAACUGCUCAACAGAGGGUGACACUGUUGACACUGCCGCUCAAUCUACUUUAUUUCCCUCAUGACCAAACAGUCAAACAAUCCAAACAAGGCAAAAAGCCAAGCCAGUUAUUCCUAAGAUUAUGUCCAAAAGACAUCAUGUAACUGUAAGUGGUGACAGAUUUUUGGAUGAAGAGAUAGAUGUCUCCUGUUAAACUGUAAAUCUGUUUAUGUGAUUUAACAGUUAUACAUUUUUCAACUUAAAUGUGUGAUAGGAGGUGAUUCUCCCAUUUGGUCAGUCCUUAUGUCCUCUUUUUCUCACACCUCUCUUCCCCAGCCAGAUUGCAGGUGGGAGGAGGAGGAGGAGGCAGGUAGUUUUCACAUAUAUUGUGUAUAUGUAACUUAACGUCUGUGUCAGACUUGUCUUAUUUAGGAGGAUUAAGAAAAUAGUUUGUUGUAAUUUGCAUUUCUUUCAGGGUUUUUAUUCCAUUCCUCUGUCAUUAGACCCGCCUUGUUACAUCAUCCCCCAUUAUAUUCAACACAUUUUUAUAACAUUUGGCUCCUCUGGUGUUUGGAUGUGGCAGGUUUGUCAGUGUGAGGUGAGGUAACAGGUGCAGUAGCUCCGUAAACAGUCACUAGAUGGCAUUGUUGAAGCGUGGUUUGUUCUCUGAGGUGAUCAGAAGUAGGAUGGAUUCAUGCUCCACACAGCGACAUGUGCUCCUGGGCAACAUGUUCUCCCAUCAUUUUUUCCUCCUCUUCUGUUUCUCAUCUUUUUAUCUUCCUCUUUUCAACCUCGAGACCUCAGUGUGUGUGUGUGUGUGAGUGAGUGAGAGAGAGAGAAAGAGAGAGGUUGAAUGAUGACUCAGAGAGGAGCAUUUGACACUGUCCAAAAGAAAGAUGAUGAAAACCAGGGUGAAAAGCCCAACAUUCAUUAAAGUCAGACCUGAGAUGACAAACACUCAGACCACAGAGGAUGCAGCUUCACAUGCUAACAGUGCUGCUGCUGCUGCUUCAAAGCACUGGGAAAUGAUACUUGGCGAGGCUGAAAAUGUGUUUUGCACUGAAUAUGCAGCCUUUCAGUUACAAGAUGUUCUCGCUAACCAGCAGGACCCCCUGCUGUCUAAGUCUUAAGGACAUUUGUCACAGAAUAUAAUCCUCUGCAAUAGAUCUAUUUACUGUUGCCUCAGCUAAUUCUCCUUAUUUUGUUGGUUCAAAUGUAAUGUUUUUAAUAGAGGGGUUUCUUUAUUUCUGUUUGUUUCAGGUACAAUGACAUCAACAUAUUACAUGUAUUAUCAUGUCGUUGAAAUGUUUGAUAAUCUCAUAAUAUAAAUCAAACAUAACAUAAAUCUGUGAUUCUAAGGCAAAUACUGCCCACAGUCUCAUCCUUCCUUGCUGAAGUAGCCUGUGGUUACAUCAGUCUGUCAAUUCACAUCACUUCAGUUGCUUUGAGUGUUUGCUUUCUCGCACCAGAUGGACAUGUUGUUUCAGCUGCAUACAGCCAGUCCCCUUAUAAUCUUGUUUUCCCCCCAUGACCCGACAUGACAGGGUAUGCUAUAUCUGAAAAAGGAAGUGUGGAACUGUUGUUCCUCAGCAGAUGAUUGCUCAUCAUUGACAAGCAGAUGACGGAGCUGAAAGCAUGAACGCUGUGACUUCUCAGAAAUAAAAAUCUACAUGUCUCUGAGCAUCCGCUUUUACACUUGCCAAGCAUUUGCACACACUUAAAGGUGGGGUAGGCAGGAUCUGAGGAAGUGCCAGUUUUUGGGAGAAAUCUUGAAUGUAAACUCUACCCCUCACAACCAGUUUUCCCCUCAGCUCCUCCUCUCCCCUUCCUCUCUGCUCCAGCAAGCCCCGCCCACAAACAGACGCUCCUGCUCGCUCGUAUCGUUUCAAUUAAAUUCAGAUAUAAUGCAGAUUAAUACUUCAGAUCAUUACAAAUGGGGCCCAGUCAACGUGAAAGUAAAAAGCAUUGUUGCUACUGUAGAUGCCAACAGACUACCAGCAAACACAAUAUUUGCAGGACUUCUACAACUAGGAUAAAGUGACAUAGUCCAGGACCCGAGGUAAACAGUUUAGCAGCGCUACAACAUGCAGCAGGUCCCGUUUGACAAGAAACACUUCUGUUACAGACACUUGGCUUACUAUGUUAAAGCGGUUUACCUGUCCAGCAGAAAGGUUACAGGGUCUGUAAGAUCCCGAAGUGUCCCGUAUUGUUUUAUGUUGACCUGGCUUUUUAGCUCUUGUCUGAGUGGUCUACCUCCUUUUUAAGUGCCCGUUAUUCCACCAGAGUCUCCGGUAUUUACUUUGUUUUCUUGCUUUUGUUGGCAGUCAUGGCCAAAUGAGGAUUCAGACAAUUUUCCAUACUUUCUGGUUGGUUUCUACUGUCUGAUAUUGCAGCGCGCUAACUUUGUUUGGGUUAGUGAACGACACGGGGGAGCAGCGUCUGCCUGCCAACCAAUCAGGUUGGGGGAGGUGGAGAAUGGCCAUGUUUACAGUCAGAAAGAGCGGGCCGCUCAAAAAAUUUAAAAUGUUGACUACACAGAGGUAACAGACCACAGUGAUAUCAUAUAUCACCAAAUGUCAUCAAUAACUAAUAGCUGUUGACUGAUAUUUAAAGCUUUUUUUAAAAGCUUCUUUAACGGAACCCUUUCUACCCCACCUUCAACAUUCAGUUUUCUUUCCGUGUUCACUGGCCUUCCUUUUUUCCAUCCCAUGAAACAAGACUUAUUCCUUAUUACUUAAGUCAUUUACACUUAAAUAUGUAAGCGGUCAUUGACUAGCAAAGUUAGGACAUGGAAGCAUCAAGCCACAGAGCUCAGUGAAAGGCAAGUAUGCAAGGACAAGCUGCAAGAGCGAAAAGUACAGAGGAGACUCAGAAGGUACUAUAGUUAUAGAUAUAGAUUUCUAAAGCACACUGCCAGCUGCUGAAAUACAAACCCUGCUUGUUAGUCAGAGAUAGAUGAUGGGAAUGUGGAGAAGAGAGACAAGAGAAUGACUGUAAGAAUAGAGAGGAAAGGAAGAGAAAAAAAGAAAAGAAUAAUUAAACAUUGAGAUGUGGAGGGAAAGAGGAUUACAGUACAUUGAGACAAAGUGGGUGAACAGUAGCGUCUGUCUUAGCCAAGGCUUUUGAGUCUGCAGGUGGCUGCACUCACACAGGUAUAAAAUUUCUCUCGUAGAACCUGAAAGUGUAAAAUACAACACACACACACACACACACACACACACACGCACACGCACACGCACACACAUCCACGGCUAAAGCACUUGUUAUCAGGGAGUGUAAUCACAGACUUGACAUCUUUUCUGCAUGUUAAAGCAGCUAAGCCCUUUGUGCACGCCUGCACUUUCUCACACACUGAUACACACACAUGCACACACACCCACAGUACUCCCCCACCGUCUCCAGCAACGGUAAUUGCUGACGAGCGGAGCGCUCACCGUAUGAGGAGAUUUUGAUCGGUGCGGAGCAGAAAGAUGGGUUGUGCGGGGGGUGCGCCUCGCACAAAUCCUGUAGGUUCAAAGGACAAAUGUGUAGGAGUGGAACACGUCUCCCAUCAAAGGGGAGUCGUGAUGUAAUGAGACAGCUGGAAGAGACUUAUUAUACGAGGAAAAGUAAUGUUUGCCAGAUGCUUCAUCUCACGUAGUGGAAUGAUAAGAAAUGUGUAAAAAAUCAUUGUUUGAGUCAAAGGUUGAUUGAUUUGUAGAUAAAGAUCGAUUUGAAUUAAAAUUGAAUUAAAUUUACAUUUCUUAUUCUCUGAAGUUGUUUGAGUCAGUCUCAGACAUUGAUCUGAUGUCUCUGAAUUUAGUUUAAGAAGCAGUUUAUCUGGGAGUUAAACUUUCUGACUAUAUGAAACCUUGUAUGUUUGUAGGAAUAGUGCAUUUUUGCAGAAAUUGUAAUAUUUUUACCACAUGUAUCUUUUGCCUAGUUGUGUGUUUCUGGUAAGGGUAUUUUAUAUUGUAUUUCUCCAUUUUAGAAAAUAUAUUUGUUACUUAGUGAAUCUGAAUGGUGUGUUUCUUUGUGAGUAAUAGCUUAGUGCAUCCAUAAAUAUUCCCAAGAUUGUUCCUGGAGGGUUUUGUUAGGAAAAAAAAUGUUUGAAUUUGAAAAUUCAAGGAUUUCAAGGAAAACUCAGUCAAUACCAAAAAAAAAAAAGUCCAAUGCCAAGAGGAGCCAAGUAAAACUGUGCAGGUGGUCCUGAUUAAAAAAAACUUCACCUGGCAUGUUCCUGUGGAUUAGAAAUCCUAGUCUGAUCAGAGCUCAGUCCAACCAAUCUGUUCCUGUCUAUAAUGGGAAAGAUUUUUCCAGGGAAGAGAAAGUGUGUUUCAAUUAAUUAGUAGAGACAUUAGAUUCCCAGUUUAAGAAGUAUAACUUUACAGAACUUCACUAUUUUAAUUGAGCCAAACCGAGUGAGCAAGGAAGAGGGAGUGAGCAAAUGAGAAUGUAAAAACUGCCUGUAGUUACUGUUUACAAUCUUGGCUUUUUCUUUCUUUGUCUUAUUUCCUCCCUCCCACAAUUCCUUGUAUUCACCUCACAUCCCUGUUUCCACAUCUCACCCCGUUCUCCUUCCUUUUUUUACCUUUUCUUUAUCCGUCUCUGUGUGACAGUCUGUGGUGAGAAAGCAAGCUGAUGAUCAAGUGUUAAUUCACUUAACCUCCCCCAGCUAUGUAACAAGAACAUUUAAUGAGCAAACACCAAGACUAACCAAUUCAUGCCUCUGGAUUUUUUUCUGUAAUGUCCACGCUUGUGUGUGAGCUCAUGCGUGUUUUUGUAGGUGCGUGCGAGUGUGUACGCUAGGCACAGGUGUUCAUGUGAUAAAUCCUGUGCGGGUAUUUGAGAGACUUCACUGCCCUCCCUAAUAAAGGUUCUGCGCAGUAGGCGGGGACACUAAACAAGCCAGUCUUUUAACAUGUUUGUGAAAAUGUGUACCAGCUGGAAGUGACUGAAAGUAAAGCUUGAAAGUCUUGUACAAAUAGCAGGGUUUUGUGAGUGCAGCUUCCUGCCAGUAGUGCAGAGGUGACUGCUAUGUUUUCCCCUCAGGGCUUUCUGUAGUACAAGUCCUGAUUUACUCACUUCUAAAAUCUUCAGUGUAGCUGCAAGCCAGUGUGAUCACCUCACCGCCAUUUUCUGUUCUGUGUUCAUGCUCUGUGCACAAAUAACGGUCUUCGGUAACACUUUAUUUGACGCCUAUCUCUAUAACACAUUAUAAAUAUAUGUAUAAUGUGUUAUAAUCAUGUAAUAGCACUGUAUAACUAUAGUUAUAAACACUCAUAAAUGAUCAUAAUGCUUUAUAGCAAUAAUCAUAACACAUUUUAAAGCAUUUUAUCAUGACUAACAACGUCAGGUAUUAUAAUGUGUUAUCACUGUUAACAACUCACUAACAAUACCCACAUAGAUAAUGCAAUGCAACUGUUGUUAACAGUUAUAACACAUAAUAAUACUUGACCUUGUAAGUCAUGAUAAAAUGCUUUAUAAUGUGUUAUGAUUAUUGCUAUAAAGCAUUAUGAUCAUCUAUGAGUGUUUAUAACUAUAGUUAUACAGUGCUAUAACAUGAUUAUAACGCAUUAUCCAUAUAUUUAUAAUGCGUUAUAGAGAUAGGCGUCAAAUAAAGUGUUACCCAGUCUUCAGAUCAUUGAAAAUGAACAGUAUUUUGAUGAAAUACUUCAUCAAUAAUGACAUGCUAGUUGAUUAUUCUUCAGUUUCCACCCCAGUAUAAAUAGAUCCAUGCUGAUGUUUGGGUAAUAAGUUUUUAUUAGGGAUGUUAGUCAUAAGAAAUUCAGCUUUUUUUCUCUUGCAUGAUGGCACCAAAAUGAUCAGUCAAUUGAAUCAAUCAUUAUUUCUUCAUUAUUGGAGGCCUGUAAUGUAAGUUCUAUGCGGUGUCCAAGCUGGAGCACAGCCGCCCACUGCUAUCCAGUUAAUGGCUACUCCCAUAACGGUAUAAUGCACUACCACCUGGUUGUUAACAAGCACAAAUGACAGGUUGUUUGUAGCAGCAUGACAGUGUUUGGCAAUAUUUAGAGCUCGAAACAGGGGAUCAAGUUUUAGGUAAGCCGUCUGUGCAAAGUGACAGCCCCCAACAGGGUUUAUUACUUGGACACAAGAUGAAUUUGCAAACCUUACUUAGAUGACAAAGGAAGCUGUCCAUGAAUUAGCGCUUAUUUUCUCCUCUCAGUCUUUCCCUCUAAUUAAAAAGCCAAAUCAGGAGUUUGACUGCACAAACUGUGUCUGCCAGUGACAUUCUCCAACAUAAUCCUUGUUUUAGCCCUCUCUCCUCAUCUCUCUCUCUCUCUCGUUCCCCAACUCCAAGCGGAAAGCCACACCUAAUUCUUCCCUCUCCAAACACAUAGAUUUAUUCAAAUGUAGCAUUUGCAUAAUUCCGCAUUUACAUAAUUGAUUUCCAAGCAAGCGUUUCUCACCAUGUGAGGUGGUGUUGGAGACUAAAAGGUCUCACCCUGUCACAUCUCUGUCACUUUUUCAGUUUCACUCCCACACAGAUAUCGAGACACACACACUUACUCACGUCUGCUGCCUUUUAGAUUCAGGCUCUAAAUCAAGCAUGAAGCAUUGCUUAACUACUGCAUCUGGUGACCCUCAUGAUACAACCAUGGCAAACAUGGUUUGGCAAAGCAGAUGCAAUCAAACGCAUUGAGAUCGAUGAAAUUAGUGAGUUCUUUAUAAAUGCCAUCGUUAAAGUCGGUGUUCUGGUCAAUUUUUUGCACCAUUUCACCCAUAAAGCGGUUCCCAGUGGGUGUAGGAAUUUACUGGUUGUUGUGAAGUGCAUUAAACGGCCGACUCACCCUCUCGCUGCAUCCAGUAUCAGUCUAUUGCAUUGCAUUACAUACAGUCUGAAAUUACUCCUUUGAAUAUGUGAAACCAAACCAUGUCGUCAGCUCUACUGUCAAGGUGAGUGUGAUGUUUUUUUUUUUUUAUUCAAGUAAAAGAUGGGUGAGUUUUUCUAUCCCCUGACACUAAAAUGCUUCAAAAGAAAACAUACUGUGGGGUCGGUUUAUUUCUUUUGAUAUUUAGAUGUUCAUCACUGUAUAGGAUACACUAUGAGGCCAGAAGUAAGGUUGCUGUUACCACACAAAAGGAAACACAAUCUUUCCAGAAACUUCUUAUUUGAGCAUGAAUGAAUGAAUCAGCACUUAAAAUGCAUCUUGUGGGAAUCAAUAAAAUAGUCUUUCAAUUAAAGCUUUGGUCAGCGCACAAUGUCCCAUAAUGCAGCAUAAUGCCAUUUGCAACCAAAAAUGACAUUUAUUUUGUCACCAACAUUUCCAUCUUUCCCACAGUCAAGACUAACAUUAGCACUCUUUAUUGUAGGUAUUAUAGUUAUUCACUAUGAUUAAUUUAAGAGCUGCUGUGGCUCAGUGGUAGAGUGGGUUGUCAUUCAGUCCUCAUGUUGAUGGAUGAUUCAGGGCUAUAGUCUACAUAUCAUUGUGUUGUUUGACAAUAUGCUGAACCCAUGUUGCUCUUAAAUGCAUAGCAACAAGUGUAUGAAUGUUUGUGAUUGUUGGAUCAGCACUAAUGGGCAGGUGAGCACCUUAUCCUGCUGCCUCUACAGUCACUAUGUUUAAGUGCCUAAAAGCAUAAAGGCCAUGAUUAGUGUCGAAGCACUUUUUUUUUUAUCAGAAAACUGCAUUGAUAAUCAUUGUUGGUUUAGGUGCAAUCAAGUUACCAUUUACCAUUUCCUUCCUUAUAAGCCUUGGCUUCUUAGCUAUCCUUUUCGUAUGUAUAUGUUUUGUCAAUCAUACGAAAUAAACAAUCAAUCAAUCAAUCAAAGGUCUUGUGCGUGUAUAUUAUCAGCCAUGAUUGUUUGACAGACGGGAAACGAGACAGAGAUUUUGCAAUAAAGGCACAACAAACUAUGAAGGUUCAUGAUUUUGUGUAGCCAUGGCAGUGCAAGAGAUUUUUGUCAAUCUGACCAACACUUCUGCAAAUGCAUUGAGAGUAGAAGAAGGAGCGUCUGAAAUACAAUAUAACUUGCUGGCUAAGAAAUAAGAAAAUGUCCUUUUUUUACUGAGUAGCCGUUCUUUACAUAUUUAUUGUUGGCAUUAUUUGGGAAAAUUUCUCCGCUGGGUUCAUUGUUAAAGGUUAAGGAAGUCUUCAACAGUCAUUUUUCAUGACAGCGUGGGAGGGGAAAAGUUGUUACUGCCAUGGCAACUCCACUCUAAUAUGUCCACAGAGAGUUAUUGACUUUUGAUAAAUCCUGGUAUAUGAUUUUCACAGACACCUCAAGCCAAUUAGUCUGUGGUCUUCGUUAUGUUUACUAAGGAAUCAUGAUUAACUUCAUGAAGAUUCUGCUAAAUUCAUGAGUUUUCGUGGUAAAAUGUGAGGAAAUAUACAUGCUGUACACCAUAAGGAAUAGCUGUGGUGACAUUUUUUCAAAGUGAGUUCAUUUGCGCAAGUCCCUUAAUGUUCAGACUGAGCCUCCUGACUGCUGGCCACAGGAGAGCUCUGAGUUUUCGCAAAAAAGCAAUGAGUGGAUGUACCUUUAAUGCCAUUGUCUGUUAUGGCCCAUGAACUGCACCAAACUGCUUAUGUGUGUGUUUGUCUGCAUCUGUAUCACAACAAAACCCUUCACCUCUCUUCUGGAGUCUGUCAUCUAUGGAAAUGGGACCUCCACACUCCUGCAAGCACUCUGUUGGGGUCCACACAUUCACACACACUCACACUCACUCACACACACACUCAGGCACACAUUCAGUUUAGGGCCUGCUGCCGAGGAGCAGGGAGGUUAAACAGAUGGCAUGGGCUGUAUCCGUUACACAGAUUACCCCGCACACAAGCGCGCGUUCUGCAGCAACUGGCUUUGUGAGUCCACCUCAUUUAACUGAAUGGAGUUUUUAUGAGGCGUGCUAACAUUAGAGCCACCCGGUGCUCUAAUCUAUCCUUUCCCUUCAUGCUGGACUGGGAGCACACCAGGAUACAGUGUCCUGCCCAGUUAUAGUAUGCAUUAUAAUAGCCGAACAUCAUUUGAUUUGCUGAUUUAAGUGCCAUAACAUACAGUCAAGUGGCAUAUGUUGUCGAUCUGUGAAAUCAUUUCUUAUUUUAUUCAAUGGUCAUUUGAUGUCUACAAAAUCAUUCCGUGCACUUGUUAAACUUAAGAGCUAAGUAAUUUUCCUCUUUAGCUUUUUGGUAUAAAGUAUGACAGCAAACACUUGGCUCUUACAUUCUCCGAAUUCUAGAUGGGAUUCCAGCAGAUCUGAUACGCCUCGUCUGCAAUAUGUAAUGCAUGGAGGCGUAAUGGUGGGGUGAAGAUGCUCUGCCUCUGAUCGUACUUCGGAGGAAACAGAAGUAGCGCGGGGUGUAACCGGUGGUGGUGUGUUGUGUUGAGGCUAGCAGGAUGGAACAUUGCGGUGUGUUUGUGCAUGCCUGAGUAUUUUUGUGUGUGGUACUUCUGUUGUGUGUUUACAAGCUGUACCUCUUACAACAUUGUGAUGGGAUCCGAGAACUCACUCCGGGGCACGAAUACUAAACUAUUUCAGCAUGUUGUCUGUAAACACAAAGACACAGUGAUAGUGAUGGUGGAAAUCUGUUCCAGCACCGUUGAAGGGUUUAAUGAAUAAGAGGCAACUGACUUCUCAGGCAGCUCACCUAAAAGGAUAUGUGGGAACACUCUGAAAUGAACUAGUCUGAUUUUUUUAGGCCUUCCAGAAAGGGAGUGCACAAACUUUGAAACAAAUGAACAAUUGUUGCCUUCUAUCCCUGGCCAACCCUUACCAAAAAUAAGUAUACCUCAAGUACAUUUUAUUAAGUAUACUUAAGUUAAUUUUAGUAUACUUCCCAAAGUAUACUUUGUACACUGAUACAAAAAUACUACUUACAGGUAAACUUCUUGGGACUACACUGGCCUAUUUUUAGUUAAUGAAAGUACACUCUGAAGCAUACUUAAAAAUGAACUUCUUGGUAUACUAUUUGUUUACUAGUAAUGAACUUUAGUCCCCUUUUCAGUUAAUAAAAGUACACUGAAGCAUACUCUUUCUUUCGAUGGGAGGUGGGGGGCAUUUUUGCCUUUAAUGGAUAAGACAGAGUGGAAAUGUAGGAGUUAGAGAGAGGGGGGAUGACAUGUAGCACAGGGUCAGGGCCAGACACAGAAGCAUACUUAAACUUACCUUUUUAGUAUGCUAUUAUUUCAAUUGUAGUACAUAUUUAUAUACUUAGCUUACACUGCUUAUCUUUUCAAGAGUAUACUUUUAAAAAGAUAAGCAGUAAAAGCCAAGUAUACUUAAACCUAAGGCACAAAUACAUACUUAAUUAUUGUUGUUUAAGUAUAGGUUAAAUAUUCCUGUAGUAUAAUUCUUAGUACAAGCCAAGAAUACUUAACAUUAACUUCAAGUAUAUGUCUGAAAAGUGCAUAAAAGUAAACUGAAAGCAUACUUAGUUCAAACACAGUAUACUUGAAGUACACUUUAACAUUAAUCAUUUUGGUAAGGGAAAAGAGCUCACACAUUGUUGAGAGCUCAUAUGUUGUUUAGCCAAAGUACAUGAGGUGAAAUUUUCUCUAUUUUGAAGUUUACUCGAAUGUGUUCCUUUUUUCACAUUCUGUAUUAUUUGUAAUAAAAAAAAACCUCUUUCCUUGUCUCUUCUUCCUAAAACUUGGGCACACUUGUUUAUACCCAAAAUGUCCAACAAUCACUUUCUGUGGAAGAAUCAAAGGCCGUCUCUCAUUUUGGAAAUGACUGUUUAUCUGGUCUGGUGUUUGAUUAUCUCCAGAAACUUAUUUUAAAUCCUGUCAAACUGUUGCAUACUGUCAUCAGUCAAAUAUUUCUAAUAUGUACUUAUUGUUCUUGAUCUCUCUUUCAUCAGCUAUAUGAUUACCCUGUUUCCUUCAUCACAUAUUACUGCUUACCUCUUAUUACCAGCUCAUUUCCUGUCUUAGUUCUUCUUUCCCCUUCCCCUCUAAUUUCCCUCUUCAGCUUGUCUUUUAUCAUUCUCUUCUUUGUCUCUAUUACUGCCUUGUGCAUUUUCUGUAUACCGUCUGCCGUCAUGCUAACCCCUGUUCCUUGUCUCCAUCCUAGCCAGCAGAUUUGGAUGCCUGGGUAAGCAACACGACUAAUGCUGUUCAUUUUUUCCUCGGUCCUCCUUUCUACCUCAUCUUUUCUCUUUCUCUUUUACUCUCUCUCUCCUCUAUUCAAAUGUCAUGUUUUCAUUGUGCGUUAAAGCGGGGCUGUGAGUGUGCCGCCGCCACCAUUCCACACAACAACACUUUGGGAGGUAUUCAGCUAGAAAAUUACACAUCAUCUGUGCUGCUAGCAGAGGUGAUUUUACACACAAACACACACUCCCACUCACACACAGCCCUUAAGCAUCAAACAGACGCCACAAGAAGAAAAGUGCAGUGAGCACAGUCUUGGGAUUUGCAGAUGUGGUCUUUUGGGAUGCGUGUGCCUGUUAAGUUAGGAUAGGAUUAGAUUGGAUCACAAUAGAUGUAAUGUAAUGUCUGUGUGUAAAAGUGUGUGAUAACUGUGUGUCUGUGUGUAUCCGCACACCCGUGUUCAGCUAACAGCAAAGAAGAUCAUACAGGGAUAAUGCAGAUGCUCCAUCUAAUCUAUAUCACACUCCCUAAUACACAGCUCAAAAUUACACUGUGGUAUUGCACUGUAUUUGUAUGUGUAUGUGUCUGGUUAUGUUCAUGAUACACACUCUGUAUUCCAGUGCAACACAAAUCCAUGCCCCAUCGCUGCCUUUUCUGAGCCAGCGUCAUUGUGUUCAUGCACCAUGUCAUGUUCAUAGGGCUUUACUUAUUAACCUCAUGGGUUAGAGACAAUAUGUACUCAUAAGUGCCUUAACAUUGUUUAAUAUUCAUUGUAAUAUGCAGACACACAUAUCGUAUGCAAACCUCUACAAACCAAAUGUGUGCAUACAGGAGAGAACUGAACCACCCUGUGUUCUCCAUGUGCACGCUGACUAUCCUUAAUGCAUCUUAGUCGUAAUAUGCGAUUCGGUUUGUACAGCUGUUGAGGUUCUUCUUUGAUCCACUGCAUACUCUCCGCAGCAUGACCAAACUUCUGACAGAUGCACUGUAAACACCGAGAUCUAGACUGUGCUGCAGGUUUUUAAAGUCUUUUGGUUCAGUUUAGUUCACUGUCAUGCAGAUCAGCUGGAGGUAGCACAAAUCAGUCAGUCUAACAGCAGUGAAUGUUUUUCAAAAGAUGUAACUGCUUUUUAUCUAAAGAGACCACAACAUACUUUAUUCCAACACACAUGACCCUGUGACCAUGCCACACAAUGUUUUGUCAUUAUUUCUUAUAUUUUCUGAGAAAAAAAUGUUUUGAUUAGUGAUCUACAAUGAGAUGCACAAUAAAUCAGAACUUAAGUUGAUGGCAUGCAAACAAGUCUUUACAGUGCAUGCUUAAGUUAUCAUCAUGAACAUCCUCUUUGGCACUUCCGCUCAUUAUUUAAUCUUUUGCAGCUCUGCAAAAGCUCCUCAUUAUACUAUUUUAGUUUUAGUUUUUGAUGUUGCUAUGGAUAAUAGGCAAUUUACUUUAUGAAAUUGUUCGAUAUACUGACACACUGUGAAGCCUUUUGCUGCUAAAUCAAGGUGGCUCUGUCCCAAAUCUCUUGUCAGAUUCUCUCGCAAAUCUCUCUUACAAGAAUUUUUCAUCUUAAACUCUCAGUGCAUGUGCAUUUUUUAACCUCCAGCAACUUGUGUUCACAGUGUUUCUUUUUGACGUCUGCUUCCUAUCUUUCUCUGCUUGCAUGCUGCUAUGACCAUGGCCCAAACUAUGGCUCUUCCUGCAGCCAAUCUGCCAUCUAACUGCUUGUCAAAGCUUGGCUCAGCGGGCUUUUAAAGCGAUCCCCCUCAUCCUAACGCCAGCAUCGCCAUAUCAGCCCCUGCAGCUGAUGCUCCAGCCACAUGCCUGCCCGUGAUUAGUGUUGUAAGUUAACUGUCGUAAAAUUGUUAGUCUUGUAUGUUUUAGCUUGUGCACAUUUCAUUUAUACAUAAAUCAUUGUAGAUUUGUGAUAUAUUUGUGAUGAAUAAAUAGUGUAGGGGAUGCAUUAGGUUGGGAAUAAUAACGUACAAAGUCUGCAAACUCCAAUCAUACAACACCAGAAGGAUUUAGUCAUUACUACUUAUUUUAAAAUAAAUCUGUUAAUCUGUUUUCAGGAGAAGAUAUAAAAAGGUUUUGUUUGCUGCUUACUAAAGAAACGCUAUGUCUAGCCCUCUCUGGUAUUUUUAGCUUGUUCUUGAUUAAAGUGCUGUUUGUGCUGGAAUUGGUAGUUGUAAGUGGAAUUGCCUGAGCUUAUAGAAAAGCACAUUUGCUUGCUUCCAUUGCAAUAUCAAAGAAGUGGAAAAGAAUUGCCGGGUCGUGAAAAUAUAGAGCAAGUACCACUUAGUACAACUGCAUAUGAACUAAAUUGCUGGUUUAUAAUUGUAGAGUGGUUAUACAAAUGUAACCAAGGUGACAUGUAAUGAUUUUUUUUUUUCAGGGAGGUUACGUGUGCAUCGCUUUUUAAAUGCAGGUUACUUUGUGUGACUUUUGAAGUCAACUUGAAGUUAACGUAAAGUCUCUUAAGCUGCAUUUCAAAUUAAUUUGAGCUUCUGUUUUUAACAUUGUUUUUUUUAUAUGUUCAGCUGUAAACGCAACAGGUCACCUCGCCUCUCUUUCUUUAAGUCUUUACUGUAUCUAUGUCUCCUGUCUAAUGUUUGCUUGUUCACAAGCAUUGGUAGUAAAGUGUUGCUUUAGCACGUAGAACAUGAUUUUAUCAUGUUUGCAACCACUCAAAUGGAAAUAUGUAUGUAUCCAUUCCAUGCCCCUGUGCCCGUAUUUUGAAUCUCUACAUGGUCAUUUUGUCUUCUUUUUUUUUACACUCUGUGUUUCUUAUUUUCAGGCUAAACAGUUGGAGAUCAAGGAGAAGGAGUUGGCCAGCAUUUCAAGCUUUUAUAAAGAACAACUAGCAGUACUGGAGAAAAAGGUAAGAAGCGUUUUCCCAUCUGAUAACAGAUUUCACCUCUAAAAAGAAGACGGAGGACCUGUCUGGUGCACCUUAAAAGUGCCUCUGUGAAAUGAAAUGAUGCUUUUUUUUCAUCACUAAAUCACCUUUAAUUUUGUAGGAGGUAACUGAGCAAGAAUGGGCCACUAAAAAUGUCGAGGUGUUUUACAUGAAAGCUUGCAGACUCUAUAAAAACAUUCUGUCAGCUAUCACUAAAAAGGGAGUCAUUACACAUCAGAGAUAUAAGGAAUGGUCUUACAAUGACCCGUUUCUUGCUCUCCUUGAAAAGCGACAUCUCUAUGGGACACAAGAUACUAAUUUUUAUCUUGAAAAUGUCAAGCCCACAUACCUGCGUCAUAUUGUAAAUACAAAUGAAUUGAAAGUUUCGGGCAAACAGAUGAGAGCCACAAAUCGCUGCUGAUAGAUGAGCACUUGAGAGCUUUCACCGCGAGAGAGAUCUUCAGCCAUCUAAUCAAAUGUGCCGUGCUUCUCACAUCAUUGUGUACCCUUUUUUCCGGCCACCUUGUAGUCCUUUCAGAAAACAGGCAGAAUGUAGCAGAUGGUUGGGUGCUUUUAAGAAAUUACGCCCUGUGUUCUCUCCACCCAAGCACUAAUGUGUGGUUGAUAUUUUGUACUCUAAAAGCAAAGGGCACAACGGGUUCUUGCUUAUGAAGCUAACUUGAGUAGAUUCAUCAAAAGACUGCUAUGGGUGAGGUCAGAUGAGAUGGACAGAGGUUAAAAGGGAGAAGUAGAGGUAUACAGAGUGGAAAAAGUACAGGGUGAAAGUGAAGGAGAUGAUGGGAAAUCAUUCACACAAAGAUUCAAAAAGGAUGAAAAGGGAUGUUCUAUGCAUUUUUUGUUGCAUAAGAGGGUGCUUUGUUGAAGAUAAAUGCAGGGUACUUGUGCCCUGAUCAAAACAAUAAUGAUUCAGUGAGGACACUUGUUCAGAGGCUUUUACCCCUAAGAUCCGGAAGCGUCCUUCAUCAUUGUUGACCCAGCUUCUUGGCUCCCGUCCGGUCUACCUCCUUUUUAAGCGCCCGUUAUUCCGCCAGUCUCUAGUAUUCACUUCGUUUUCUUGCUAGUAUUGGUAGUCGUGGCCAAAGGUGGAUUCAGACAAUUUUUCAUACCUUCUGGUUGGUUUCUAUUGUCCGAUGUUGUAGCAUGCCAACUUAGUUUGGGCUCGUGCACGUUAUUGGAGGACUAGACUGUGUUUCAAAACACGGGAGAGCAGCGUCUGCCUCACAACCAAUCAGGUCGAGGAGGUGGAGAAUGGCUUUGUUAGCAGUCAAAAAGAGCGGCCACUCGAAAAAUUUAAAAUGCUGACUGCUCAGACAUAACAGAUAUAGUUAUAUUGCCAAAAUGUCAUCGAUAACUAAUUGCUAUUGACUGAUAUUAAAAGCUUUUUUUGUAUAUACACCACAAAAUAGAUGCUUCUAUAACGAAAUCCUGCCUACCCCACCCUUUAAAGAGAUAUUAAAAUGGGGGCCAAGAGAGCAGUGCUGAUGCAGGAAGCCUGUUUGGGUUAGAAUUCACCCUCACUGAGUCGGGCUAUGCUGUCUACUUUCCUUUGUCCCUCCUCGUUUAAGAGGAGAAGACAGAAAAGGCAGUCGGGUGAGGAGGCUGUUUGGGCGAGAGUCCACCAUGAUUGACAUGAAGAACAAACGCAUUAAAGCAAUGAAAGGUGAAAAGGUAGACACAUGAACAUUUGAACAUCCUCACUCUCUUUCGCUUUGAUCUUUUUGUGUCUCUACCAUCACACACAGGACUCCUAAUCCUAUAGCAUCCAGUAGACACACUUUGGAAGUCAACCUCCCCUUCCGCCCCUCAAUUUGGCUCCACCUAUCAGGCAGAGGAGGGGACUUUAUCUAGUCUUUGGCACUUGCCUCCUUUAAGCCUCUGAGAAACCCUUUUACAUAGCAUAGUUAUACGGAGGGAACCGCUGCACAACGCACUCCACAACGCUCGAUGAAAGAAACUGAUUGGCAGAAGAGUUGAGGAUGCUCUAUCUUUCUCCACUUGCUGCAGCAGUCGCCUUUUCAAUCGCCUUUUUUCACCCCUCACUUGCUCACCGCUGGCCUGAAUGUGGAUGAGGGAGUGAGAAAAAGGGGGGACUGAGAGUAAGAGAUAAAGAGGCUAUAUGGACUGUGCAUUAAACAGCAAGUCUAUCCUGAGCCGGAGUCCAUCGCCCUCCUUCUCUCCCUUCAUUUUCCAAUCUAGCAUGCCAUUCAUUCAGGCUGUCUUUCAUGCCUCCUUUCCUUUUACCUGCCUAUUUUUCAUCCUUUACCUCUCUCCUACCUGUGGCUAAUGCUCUUUGGGUGAAAUAAAUUGCUCCUUAAAAUGUUAAAUUGUGACUGACUUAGGUCAUAUACAUAAAUGCAAAAUCCAACUUGAAGUGGUAAUACGUUUCACUUUUCACAUAUAUUAUGAUCUAUUCGCCCGUCAUCUUCACGUUGCAUUCAGACAUCCUCUACUUUCAGUCUCGGGUUUAUCUAACGCCCAGAUUUAAGGCCCCACUCUGAUCUGUUUUUUUUAACUACUUAAAAUAAUAAUAAUAAAAAUAAUAAUAAUAAUACAUUUUAUUUAUAAGCGCCUUCCUGGACACUCAAGGACACUUUACAAAGUGAAAACAAACAGGAUAAAAGCAAUAGAGAAAACGACACAAAAUAGGGGGGAAAAGUGUAUAUAUAUAUAUGUAUGUAAAAAUAAAACAAACAAAAACAUGACAAGGUAAAUCAUAAGGAGUAUGCUAAUCUGAACAGGUGGGUUUUGAGUCUGGAUUUGAAGAGAGAGAGAGAGAGAGUUGAUAUUUAAGAUGUCAGGUGGGAGUGAGUUCCAGAGAGCGGCUGAAAGCUCUGCUCCCCAUGGUUAUAGUGACUUUUAGUGUUCUCAGUGGUCUUUCAAUUGUAAUCAUUAAGUUUUUAGCCAAAAUCGUGUUACCUGUGUCGUUUUCAAGGACUUUUCUUCUGCAGAGCUCCAGCAGAUCAUUAGCAAUUUGUUUCUGAGUCGUGAGCGGAGACAGCGCUGCUCUGCACACUGCUCAUUGAGUUCACUACUGUCUUUGAGGACAUGAGAAAAGUUAAUAUCAUAAUUAGCUUUCUGAGGAGCAUUGCGAUGCGCGAAUGCAUGCGCUUGCUCAGUGAUCGUCUUCUCUAUUUAUCCAAGUGUGGCCUGCAUAACGGGCUCCUGGGGUGGAGCUUGAAUUUGCCAUGUAAGAAAUCUCACUGUUUCUGCACCUGCCGUCUGGGUCUGCCAGAGAUUCACAGCGAUUUGAAUGCAGAAAUACUCAGAUUUCAGAUUGCAAUUUCGCAUCUAUUUUUCUUACAAUAUGUACUCGAAUAAAAAUGCCAAAUGAACAUUUAGACAACAAGAAAAACUCAACUUAACUUUAUUUGUAAAACAGUUAUAAACAACCACAGGUGAACAAAGUGCUGUAUAAAUAGACAAAACAACGCAGACAUUAAAAAAAAAAAACAAUCAAAAAAACAAAACACUUGAUAAAAUAAAAGCAGAUAUUAAAAAGUAAAAUAUAGUUUCAGUGUUUUUAAAAACUAAUUUAAAAACAAUAGAAACAAAUAACUCAAAACAAACCACAAAACACUUAAACAGGAGCUGAGUCUCAUGCAGGGUUGAAAGCCAAUGAAUAAAAAUGGGUUUUAAGACAAGUUUUAAAAAUGGACAGUGUGGGGGCUUGUCUGAUUUGGAGGGGAAGCUCGUUCCAUAAUUUUGGGGCCGUAACAGAAAAAGAUCUAUCCCCUCUGAGCUUCAGUUUGGACCUCGGUACCUCCAGGAGCAGCUGAUCAGCUGACCUGAGGCACCGAGCAGGGGUGUAGGGGUGGAGAAGCUCAGAGGGGUAAGAUGGAGCCAGACCAUUUAAAGAUUUAAAAACAAAUAAAAGAAUCUUAAAUGAACUCUAAAAUGCACAGGUAACCAGUGGAGGGAGGAAAACAUGAUUUUCAUCAGAGUGGGUCUCUGAGAUGAUAAAUGAUUUUAAAUUUACCUCAUCUCUUUACAAUGUAUACUUGUUUUAUAGAAAAAUUACAACUGUACGAGCUCACACUCAUGUGCUCGCAAUUAGACUGUUUGGACGUGGUAAUGGUCCGAGUCACAGAUUUAAGCCCAAGGAAAUAGCGGCUAGAUUAACAAGAGGAUCUGCUCGUAAUUGAUGUGUGAUCUUUCUCUAAAUCAACAUUUUACUGUGGCUUAGCUGCCCCAUAAUAACAGGCUGGUAACUGUGUGUAUGAACGUGUGUGUGUGUGUGUGUGUGUGUGUGUGUGUGUGUGUGUGUGUGUGUGUGUGUGUGUGUGUGUGUGUGUGUGUGUGUGUGUGUGUGUGUUGGUGAGGUUGAUUACCUGUAUAAAACACACACACACACAACAUUCUGUUGUCCAGUUUGCCUAAGGGAUGAACAACGAUAACAGACUGCUGUGUUUGUCGAAAGGCUGUUGAUGCUGUUGAGCCCACUUCUGUCACAAAUGAGAAAACAGCCUGUGCUUUUCUGUUUGUAUGUGAGUGUGUUGUUGUGACAGGUUUGUGUGUAUGCUGUCACUUCAGAAGUAAUUGUGAUAGAAUAGCCAAUCCACCACACAACUUUGCAUUUCUCCACUCCUGAAAACACCACAACUACUCCCCCCCCCCAAAUACCACUACCUCCUCUCCCUCCGAGUCUCUCUCUCUCUCUCUCAUUCAUUUGUGGAAGCCUCCGUAAUCUUUUCCCAGAGUACAGGUAGAGAGUAUAUCUGUCCCCCCGUGGCAACAUACCCUGUGACUUUGUAAACAAGUCUCGGUUUAAAUUCACUCCUUUUAAUCCCCUCCUCCCCCUUGAAGAAAUUAAUCCCCCUUCGUCCAAGUAAGGAGCGUGAAACAACCCUCACCUUCCCCACACUCCCCACCCCUCGAAAUCCUGACAUCAGCCCAUCUCAAUCCUCAGCUGCUGGAGGGUGUUCAGACGAUGCAUGCAAGGAUCAUCCAACACAAGCAUUCACGUACAAACACAGAUUUAGUCACACACCUGCAUGUAUGCAAGCUUACACACACACACACACACAUACAGAUCCACACUAAUCCCCUCCCCACGAGUCUUUCCAACACCCCAAAACCUUGCUUCCCCCCGACUGAGGGUUAUCAUCUCCCCCCUUUUCUGUCUCUCCACAUUGGGCUUUUGUCCCCACGGGUGCAAAUGACUGGGAAGAGCUCAGAGAGUGUGUGCCAGUGAUAGUGCAGCCACUUCUCUGGUGUCACAAGAGCCGAGCUGGAGCUGCUGCUCUGGGUCUGCUCUGUCAAUGUACACAAAAAAACAUGUUGAUAUACACAAAAACAACACACAGCCUCGGGGUCCCCCGUUAUUAUGACUGGAUAAGCUUUGCACUGCAAGUUCAGACAUCACCUUUACACACACAUGCUUAUACCCUUAUUUUGGUUUUUGUUUGUUAUAUCCGGGGCCUGAAAUUUGUCCCACCUGCCGCUUUGACAGGUCACCAAAGGUCUCUAUUGGCUUUCAACAGCUCUUAUAAAUUUUGUAUUAGUUCUGGUCUUUAGGAUGAAAAUGCCCAUUAGUUAAAGUCACAUUUGAGUGACUUAGUAGUUUUAGUCUAGAUUGAGUCAAUACAAGGUCAUAACAUUUUGGUCAUUUCUUUUCGUCAAAAGUUUUUUUUUUAUUUCAAAUAUUCAAGAAGCUGAUCAGACACAUCUAUGAUGGUUAUACCAAGUGCUAAAAUCUGUAAUGUAACAUUUGGUUUCUCAACACCUUUAUUUGUGUCAUAUCUGGAUAUCUUGCCAUAGUUGCAUAAUUUAGCCUUGACUCUCCCACCCUGCAAUAUUGCUGCUCUGUGCUUUCUAAGCUACUAAGGUAUAUCAUAUCAAGAAAUGAUCCUCACUCCAAUUCAAGAAAUAAAACAUUCUUUCUGUGGCAACUAUGGAUAUCUUUAUUUCACUAAACCAGUCUGCCAUUGCUGUAGCAGCUACUCUUUCUUUGCCUCCAUAGAAUACAAGCUGGAGAAAGGUGGGAAAGACCACCGGGGAAAAGAUUAGCCAUCUCUUAGGAUCGCUGUUGUUAAAUCUUUUCCAUUUUCAGGUGUGAGACUUUGUAUCUACCACUGUCUAACCCUUUCAAACCUUUGAUUAGCGUCUUGGUCUGAUAAACCGCUCACCACUCAGAAGUUCUCCUCACCAAUCUGCUUGUGCUGCCUCGCUAACUCCAGUCCUACUCUGUCUUUCAUGGAUAAUCUGAGACACCCAUGAGUUCAAGUCCUUCGUGGGCCUUUAAUCUUUGCUCGAACACUAGAUAUCCCAUCAGGCUACUACAGACUUUGAAGUUUCAGAUCAUCUUCCCUCUGUUUAGCUAACCCACUGAGCCUUUGACUUUAGGCUAAAGGCUAAUUUGCUAACAUGGGGCUCACUUCUUAACACAUACUGUAUUUCUAGGGAGUCAGCCAAAGUAUUAGCUACUUCUCCUCCGUCAGGAAGUUAGACUUCAGUGCAAUGUCAAUGAAUCCAGAGCGUUUGGCUUUUAGCACUUUCAAAUUAAGGCUGAAAGCUUUGCUGAUUGAUAAACCAUCUAACCAAGUGGUCUUUUAUGCCAAGGGUACAUAAUGCUGUGAUGAAGUAUGCUCGACUUGUUUCAGAGCUGAGGUUUUUACCUCCCUGUCAGAGCUUGGCAUUUUAUUCUAGUCCACACAUUAACAAUGGGGGGACUCAGCUGCAACAGGAGCCUAAUCCUGAAACCUGCCCUUGAAAAUCGAACAUAAUACAGCCAGGAAACAAAACUGGCAGGGAUAAAGUCCUGUACUGAUGAAUGUUUGGCAUUUUUUACAUUGUGAAUCAUAGCUCAAACAGACGGAAAGCUCAUGCACCAAACGAAAGGUAAACUGUGCUCGGACACAGUUGUUUGACUGUAUCUUGUUUGUCACUUGAUUCAAGAAUUUGCUUGCAUAUAUUUUAAAGUACUGAAGGUAAUGUGGAUAGUUUUCUUUUUCUCCUGUUUGAAAAGGAAUAUAACCAAACUAAACAUCAGAAGCAGAGUGAGGAGGAGAUCAACAAAUUGUAGAGGUUGAUGUGAGUCCACCUGCAGGAAUAAUUGCUCUUAAACUGCUACAGUUCUUCAAUGUUUAGCACCAAUUUUGAUGACGAUGUUGACACAGCUUUUUAGCUCUUGUCUGGUCUACCUCCUUUUUAAGCGCCCGUUAUUCUGCCAGUUUCUCUGGUAUUUACUUUGUUUUCUUGCUUGUGUUGGCAUUUUUCCGUACUUUCUGGUUCGUUUUACUGUCCGAUGUUGUAGCACGCUAACACUGUUUGGGCUCGUGAACGACUCGGGGGAGCAGCGUCUGCCUCACAACCAAUCAGCACUAAGGAGCAGCGUCCGCCUCACAACCAGUCAGGUCGGGGAGGUGGAGAACGGCUUUGUUUACUGUCAGAAAGAGCGGCCAGCUCAAAAAUUUUAAAAUGUUGACUACACAGACAUAAGAGUACGCAGCGACAUCAUGAUAUUCCCAAAUGUCAUCAAUAACUAGUAGCUGUUGACUGAUAUUAAAAGCUUUUUUGUAUUUCCACCACAAAAAAAGGUGCCUCUUUAACGGAUUCCUGCCUACCCCACCUUUAAGAUGGACUGAUACUUGAAUAACACUUAUUAGGUUAUGGCAAAGUACACUUAACUCCUUUUUCAUAUGCUUAUGAAAAUGGCUUCUCUUUAAGAGCAAGAAAGAUAAAAGAUUAGGGACAGAUUAUUACAUUGUAGCAAAUAGAAGCUGAUAGGAUUAGGGGAAAAAGAUGCCCACGACAGAACUUGAGUCUUUUCCAACGCCAGACAUUCAGAUCAGGAGAAGCAUGUCUGAGGAUCAGUGUGAAAUAAUGCGAUAUGAAAAUGACUUGGGGGCACUGUAGGAGUAGAGGGCUAGGGACUGUGGAGGAGGUUUGUGUUUGAUCCCAUCUCUUUCCUCGCUCAGUCACUUCAAUUAUCUUCCUCUCCUAUCACCUCAUCUAUUGGGAAUAUAGGGAAUAAUUAAGUAAAUGUGUGAGCACUCUAGUUAUUGGUUUAAAACGGUGAUUACUGCGCAGCGGAUGUGUUUGAGAAGGUGGCGAGAGAGAUUUGCUUUGUGUUUUGGGCAUUCUAGACAAACUGUAUUUCAUGUGAUAUGAGGCGCAGCCUGUAGGGUGAUUUUUCAUCUUAUAAUUUUGUCAAUUUAGAUAUUUUCUCAGUAUUAUUUCUGGGAAGUCCACACACACCCACACACACACACACACACACACACACACACACACACACACACACCACUGACACACCAAGACACAGUCACUACAACCACUUUUUUCUCUAGCCCUUUUUUCCGUCCUUAUCAGUUAUCACCUAAUAGGCAGCUCUGACCCGAUGCAGAGAAGUUAACACUGACCACUGAUUACGAGGUGUUGUAUUUAACCUUGUACAGCUCCAUCUGUAGUGUAAUUGCCAUUUAAAUGCCACUUUUUCUUGCAUGAAAUGAAAAAGUGUAGGGCAUCAACAGGCUAUCAGCAUUCAGAUUUGUAAGCAGCACCGCAAAAUUUAAAGGUCACUAAUUUAACGAAUGUGACAUUUCCAAUAGUGCCUCGUGCCUUUUUCUUAUUUUUAUUUGCUUAUUUUAGCCAGAACUGAGGACUACGUUGAUGAAUUCAAAUUAUGGUGGACCAUGUAAGCUGUGAAGCUGUGUCUUUUAGAUUGAUGUUAUAAGAAAAAUCGAAAACAGUUCAAGCCUGGGAACAUGUUUUCUGUGUUUCUAAAAGCAGCACAUUUCUAAGCAUUCUACCGUAAAAGAGAAAAAGACAAGAGCCUAAUAUAAGGUAGGGAUGAUGGGGACAUUGGCCCUCAUUUAUCAGUCAUGCAUAAAACUGAGCGCAGAAAAUUCGCCAGUGCAACAUUGUGCAAAACUGUACUGGCCCAAAUGAUGUCCCACACCCUUUUAGGUGAGUACAACAACAUCCUCGUUGCUGGGCCAAGACAGAGCGACCUGCCCUUAGGAGUCAAACGCAGCGCUCCACAGUGGCGAGCGUGUGUGUGUGUGCGCGCAAUGUUAAAAUGGCACUCCUGCUCUGUGGCAGUGUUUCUGGGCAGAGUUAUCAAAUAGGCCUAUUCACUAAGAACAUAACAAAUUUAUUUUAUUUUAUUUUAUCUACAUCUCAGUCUUUAAUGAAAUCUGGCUGAUUGUGCUUAAUGACAGGUUUGAGGUUUGUUAAUCAAUUAUCUUGAGACAAACAUUUGCGGCACCGCAGAUCCACACUGACUUAAACUUGCGUACACGAUGUCAGACCUGUUGUGAGAUUUGGUCGUAGCGUAUGCUCACGUGCAGAUUGAUAAAUGCCGAUCCUCAUGUCACAACUUUUCUGCCGUAUGCAAGCUUGAUAAAUGAGGGCCAUCAUCCUUACUAAUAUUCAACUGAAACUCAGUUGUCCCUAUCAUAAGUUUUGUCUGGAAUGUUCUGUUUUGAUUUAUGUCUAUACCUCUAUCAGCAGAUUUUCUCCUUCUCUUCUGGAAACUGAAGUCUUUGUUACAGUAUGUUGGACUGUUAAUAAAAAAAACGGACAUGCUGAUGUAUUAUGAAAAUAGAGAUAAUUAGUGAAUAUGAACUCAUUAUUGUUGCGAAUGUCUGUCACGGAGGCAGAGAGAGAUAAGCUUCAAAGGAUAUACAGUUAAGAUUCAUGUGCUCAUGUAGAAAACUCAGUGGUACAGACUCACAUGCUGAGUGUGAAUGAAUUCACAGACAAAAAACUGCAAACAGUGAGUGGCAUUUGGCAUGACAAAGUGUAUGUAAAUAUUGUGUAAUCACCUGCAUAUGAUAGAUAUUUUUUUGCUCUUGUUUUUUUACAUUAAGUGCCUCAAGAUUUUGUAAAUUGUGUGACUGUAAACAGUGAACUAUGUUUGAAUUUGCGCUUGCAAUAUAGUAAUUGGGUAUUUGACUGCUUGCUUGGUUAUUAAAGGAACAUGCAGGCAUGAUUGCUAGUUCUGAAAAUGACUAUUCCUCAAUUAAGAUCACAAAAACCAAGUUUAUAAACUUUGAUAAAUAGAAAGUCUGAAAUUAUCUUUGGCAAUUUUUAAGUGCACACAUAUCCAUGUAUGAUCAGCUUAUGGUCUGAUUGCCCAGGAGGCAUGUAAGAACCAUAGACUGUAUAUAGAAUGGACGCCGUCUGCCUUCUUGCUGGCUGAAGCCACCCCGAGAACAGCAGACCCUGGUGACGGGCAGUAUAGGUCAUAAAUCCCCCCUCAGCCAUUCUUAUGGAGUUGUAGACAAACUCUAGAAAUUUAUUACCCAGAGUAUAAAUUUUUCUCCCCCUUGGUUGCGGUGUUGACAUGUAGUUACUGUAAGACUGGUUUGUGCUCAAGUCCUCGUUUUUCUGUACAGCUCCAUUUUUCAAAAGUUAUUAAGGGAGUUCAUGUUUUCUAUGAUUGACACUUAAUACAGCCUAUGGGCGUACAAGGAUUGCGUAGUUUACCCGAAAUAUGCUGUUUGAGCCGAGCGUCAUCACAGUGACUCUUGGCAACUCUCCCACCAAAUGCGUACAACGUUACUGCGCAAUAUUGGUUUCAGGAAUCGAGAAAAAACAUCGAAUUACUGAGAGCUUUUCGGCUUCAAAUCCAUAUACUGGCCCUUUACAUGCAGACAUUUGUUUUACUUUUAUUUAUAUAUAUAUAUAUAUAUAUAUAUAUAUAUACUUUUACUGUUUUACUUAUAUAUUGUAUUGCCAUACAAUGUGGCAAAUUUAACUUUGCAGUCAGCACUUCUUUCUGUUCAACCCUUAAACUGAAUCCAAAGUAUUCUUAUUCCCACAUUGCGCCUUUUUUGUUUUUUGUUUUUUCACCACAAGCUCUGCAUCUACUUGUUUGUCAUGCACCUGCUCAAUGGCAUCCAUGUUGGACAUUUUGUUGGUGUAAGCAUGAAUACCCACACGCCCAGUGUCAGAAAGUUUGUGUAUGUAACAUACCAGACUCCAAACGUUUGCAAUAUUUAUAAUGCUUGCAGACAUACACCUGCAAACUUUUUUAAAUCACAAUAAAAACACAAGCCUUUUGUGUGGUUAUAUAAAUGCACAUUUUUACACCAUGUUUGCAAUUGUAAUCAAGAUUUGUUCAAUCCUGCAGCACUACUUAGAAUAGUUUUCAAAUCUGCACAAGGAGCAGAUCUCCUCCCAUGGAGGCUGCUAUCUUACACUGCGAGAUUUCUUCAGCACGAAAUGUGACUGCUAGGCAUUGCAAUGUAUCCCCACUUCUACAAACUAUACCUUUAAAUGAAGAAGCAAUUUUGUUUUCUGUGUUUUCCCCCAAUUGUGCAUAGAUAUCAUUAAAUUUCCAUGCCUGUCUCUUUAUAUCUUGAUAGAAAGUGAAAUUCAUGCAAAAAAUGUGUCUCACAACUUAAAGAAAGCCUAUGCCUUUAAAAUUAAAUGUCUACCAAGACAUAAACUGUUUCUGAAUUCAAUCUCUCGUUAAUUUCUCUCUGUCUUUCUCUGUGUCUGCAGAACCUUGACAACUACGAGCAGACGGCUGAACAGUACAACCAGGCUGCUACCAGAGCUGAGGCUCAUAUCCGGUAAAUAAUCAGAACGAGCUUUGCAACAACCAUUUUCAGUGGAAUGAACCAUCUGGUAUUUUUAUUCCAUUUUUCUUCGCACUGCAUCAUGUUUUACAAGCCUAUAGGUAUAUCAUAGGCAAAAGUAGUUUUUUGGAGUCACUUGAAAAGAAUUCCUGAGUUCCCCGUCUUAUUGCACACCAGGCGCUGUAUGCAAGAGUAAAACAUUAACACUGUAUAUUGCAGAGAGGGAUUUGCUCUGGCUCGUUUACAGGAUGAUUACAUGAUAGUGAUGCUGUAAAUACUUCUCCCCCCCCACACAUAAGGUGAGGAAACCGGGUGAUAAUUACAAUUAACACUUCUUAUUUCUUUUAUAAAAAUAUUGUGACAUAAAAUCAUUAGGUUCUCACAGUGCUAACGUAAGUGAUAGUUUUAAUUCAGUUUUUUCUGUCACAGCAAGAGAGCUUAAGUAUGUACAGUUAGUCCUCUAAAAUAAGUGUUUUAACAAUAUUAUACUCGUGUGAAUCACAUCAUAGUAUCAUAAAACACGUACUAGAUAAUAAAGGGACACUUCUACAACAGCUGUUGAGCCAGUCCUGUUGUUUGAAUGUUACAAUGCUGUUUGUAUUUCUAAUGUAAGUGCAUUUUAUUUUGUCUGGGUAAAAGUCUGAUAGAUAAGGUAAAGAGACACCUCAUUAACUUUAUUUGCUUUCUAUUUUUAAAAUUGCCCGACUACUUUGGCAUGACAAAGAGCCACUCCGGGCUUUAAAACAGGGGUAUAAAGUACCAACAGCUUGGCCUUUAAAAUGUUCUUAUCCAGCUCGUAGGAAAAAAGAAACAGCAGGCGUUCACAUGAAGCAGAGGUGUACCUAGAGGAAGCCGGGGUUCAGACCUCACCUGCUGUUUAAAAAGUGUCAGUUUGAUCCUGUAUAGAGCUGCUGUCACACUGGCAUGGCCACAGUGUGUGAGCUUUGCCAAUUUACGCCUGACUUCAAUAUCUGCUUCACUCCUUUUUUGAGAAUGAAAGAAAAAAGCUCUAUGAAUCCACUUUAGCCUGAAAGUUGUUAAUUUCCCUUUUACCUGUGUGCAGGAUGAUGGUUAACAGAAACCAGUGAAAUUUGGCUAAUUAAUUCAGAUCUAUUUUUUCCAUCCAUUCUUUUCACAUUCUCAUUCCUCACCUUUUGCUUUUCAUUAACACAUCCAACCUUCGCUUCUCAGUGCUCGCUCUUAUGUCCUUUAAACCCUGAAUGUCAGCUGAAAUGAAACACCUCCAUGGCAAACCCUGUAAGAGUAGUAAGUAGUAACCCUUUACUUCCCCUCUGAUGGCAGUAGAGGUAAAUAUAUCCAAGCUAAAUGAGAUACAAAGCUCAUGCUCUAUCCAUUUGAUUGGUGCAUUAUUUUUAAUCAAUGCUUUCAAAAUGUUUUACAUUACAUGAACCAGCAGGAUGAGUUGGGGUGCUGUGACCCUGACAGGACAACCCUUGAAGGGAUAUUCCAGCGUAAAAUUAAGUCGUGGUCAAACACAACAUAACACGGAGUUAGACACCCCCUCGAGAGAUGAAUGUUGCCGACUGCUUGCUUCUCUAAUACCAACUUUAGUAAGGACCGCACGAUAGUGAUACACAGUGGUCUAUGGAUCCACGCACAAAACCUCAACCAAAAAGCUACUCUAUAACCACAAAUAAUGCUCAGAACAGCACCUAACUUCAUCAAUGGUAAAUAUAGGGUAGUAGCCACAGCACUAGCCACCAAACAUCUUUUUAGCUUUGCCUAAUUUCUUUAGAAAAGACACUUAACACAACUCACCCACUCUCUUCCAGCAGCCAUUUGUUUGUAGCAAGACCUCAUAUGAAUCCAUUACUGACUGCAGCAGCUUGAUGCAGCUCAAGGAAGAACCUUCAUGAUCAAUUCUUAAUGGAAAUGCAAUCAGAACGAGACGCUGAGGCAGAAGAACUACUGUGUCUGCAGUGCAAAAUGAUUAAUAUGAUGACUAUUACUUCAAGGAAAUUAUUAAGUAAUGAUCAUGAAUGUUCUCCCUUGAGCUGCUGAAUUCCGCUGCAGUCGGUAAUGGACUCAUCCGAGGUUUUGCUACAAACAAACGGCUGCUGGAAGAGAGUGGUUGAGUUGUUCUUAAUCUCUUUGCUAAAGAAACCAGGCAAAGCUAAAAAGAUGUUUGAUGGUUAGUUUUAUAGCUACAGCAGUACCUCUACAUGUACUGCUGAUGAAGUUAGGUGCUGUUCUGAGCAUUAUUUGUGGCUAUAGUGUGGUGUUUUCGUUGAGGUGUGCUCUUGGAUCCAUAGUGUGCUGUGUAUCACUAUCGUGCAGUCAUUACUUAAGUUGGUAUAACUAGAGAGGCAAGCAGUCAGCAACAUUCAUCUCUCGACGGGGUGUCUUAACUCGGUGUUACGUUGUGUCUGACCCUAACUUAAUUUAUUCCAGAUUAUCCCUUUAACUCUGAAUUCGCUCUUAAGGCUUACCAUGCCACCCUCUCCAUUAUUUUAAGUUUUACAUAAAGGGAAAAAUGUGAGCCUCAUUAUGUUAGUAUUUUAGUGUCAUUACAAUCUUGUCCAUUCACAAGGAAAAAUGAAGGUAUUUGGUCUAUUUGCUGGCUUUGCAUUUUAUGAUGGGCAGUGGCCUCAUCCACAACACUGCUGUCUUGACGCAUUUGGCCCACUGAAUGUAACGACACAUAAUUCAAGUCCAAAGUUUGUCCCAAAUGAUUACAUUAUCAAGGAUUUGGUAAUGUUCUGGGCUGCGUCUAAGAGGUUAGAAGAUCAACUCAGCACAAGAUUGCCAAAAAAGGAGCCGGUUUUCUUCCACCACAAUGCUUCACUUAUUAUUUUUCAAGAGAAUGAACGCACUAACACAAAUACAUCCAAACACACUCACUCUGCACCUUACUUCCAUUAUCCUUUUCUAUCUGUGCCACACAUUCGGGCACACUUUGUAUUCAGGCGGCCAUGUGCUCAUCAUGUUCUGUCUGCAUUUGGGCAGUGUUUCAUUGUGCUGUGGUCACGCUGUCAUUUCACACUACACUGACCACCCAGUAAUUAUUCUAUUUACCCACUGCUAAAGGGAGGAGAGCAGCUGAUGGGCUGCACUACUGUCCAGCUCUUUAUGUCGCAACAUUAUGUCUCUUUUUUCCCUAUUUAUAUUUGGCUCUGUCUGCAGCUCUGUCCGUGAACGUUUAAUUUUAACUUUUCAACCCCCUCCAUCUCUUGUUAUGUCUCUGCCAAAGCUUGAAAUUUUGUGUUUUUGAUAUUUUGAGAAUAAAGAGGACAUUUAGAGAUUUUAAACCAGAUGAGUAAGUAAAUAUCUAUUGAUUGUUUCAAUAUUUCAAGGAGAGAAGGAAAAAAGAAAACAGAGCUUUCACUUGUGUUUGUAUCCUUUUCUGCUUUCUUCAAAACUACAUCUUGAUUUUUGAUCUCUGCAAACUGAAGAAUCACAAUUUGAAGUCAGUUAUAAAAAAAAAUCAAAAAUCAAUUUCUUGGGUUCAUUCAUCUGAAGUAAACCAGAGUAAAGCCUCUAUUUGGCUUGCUAUUUACAGUGAAACUGUGACCCACCAGAAACAGAAGAAUAACUACAGAAGAUGUAUGGAAGCAGUAAAUGACAGCCUUUCUUAUACAGACAUAUCUGAGGGGGCGGUUGCCUCUGGAGUUGCUUAUUAUAUUGUAUUGUUAACCCAGUGCACAGAAAAGCCAGUUUUAGCAACUACUGGCUACAACGGACAUACUGAGAAGUUGGCCAAUGCUACUAGUGGCAUUUAUCGUUGUUGUAUCCACACUGAGCAGCACUCAGUGAGGUUUAAGGUUUGUUUUCUCUCCUUGCUUUCCGUUUCCCUCAGGUUUGGUUUUUCCAUAUUGGGUUUUAGAUUGAUGGAGUUUUUUGUUUUAUUUUAGGCUGGGGGCUGCUGUUUUCUUAGUGCAGCAUCUUUUAUAUGCUGUGGUCUCCUUGUUUUGAGCCUUGUAGGGCUGUCAGCCAUUAGCCGAAUGGUAUUUGGAUUGAGAUACUGAUAGAAAGACAGAUUGACACAAUAGUUCACUGUGUCACAGUUAUUGGCACAGUUCCUUAACCAAGUAAAAAACAUGUAAGGACUUGGAGCCCCUGCAAUAGUUCUGAUGAUGGAUCCAUUAUUUAAUGAGGUAAGAAAUGAAUUUCCUACCGACAUGGUUGUUCGUAAUAAACCAGAGCACAUCAUUCUUUGAUAAAGAAGUUGAUUUAGAUCUUCAGUACUAAUGGAAGAUGUUUCACUAUGGUUGUCUGUAUAGAAUGGUUCAAGCCAGUAGCUUUCUUAGCUUAAAAAAAAACACAAGCACUCUUAAAAAAUGUUUCAGGGGUUAAAUCUUUAAAGAUGCUGUUUGGUUAUCUAGUUAGCCCUAUUUAGUUCUGGUUGUAUAUUGAGAGUCUUCACUUUGGCAGCUGAUUCUUGGCUGUGAGUCCACAGCCAGCUUUUGGUGGUUUCACACACUGAAAUAUCCUCAAGUGGCAGAAGAGUUAAGGGUAAAAUGUUAUUUAGUGCUGUUUUCUACUUGCUUUUCCCAACUUAGUUCAUCCAUUAGCCUUGCCUUGGGGUACCAGACCCAUAUUUUCUCAAAAUAACUCACCUCGGAGACCCACAACAUUGCAGCAGAGCUUACUUUAAGAUCAAAAAAUCCAUUAAGCCUCUUAAAAAACCUUGUUACCCUCCAAGAGUUUGCAAAGACAGAACCUAAGUGAGCCUCAGGUGGAUGUCAGUGAGGCUUUACCAUGAAAUAACAGCUGACAGUUUGUUGUUUAAAGCUUACGUUCAUGUGGAUUUGUUAUUUCUACUUUGUUCCGUGUGUGGGUAACAUGUCCAAUUAGUGAAACAGACAGGUUAGGAUCUCCUACAGGAGCCAUUAUUUGACACAACACCUCCAGUCCAACAAAGGCUCACCAUUAAGGCUUAAGGCUGUACUUACUUACACUUGCUGUCUCUGGUAGAGCAUCUGUGUUCCUCUCUUUGAUUGCCUCUAUAGAGUGUAUAAAGAUACACCCACUCACUAUCCCUCUUACACAAGAUAACAAUCACAGACAGGUCAGAUGUUUGUCUGUGUUGAUACUGCGAGUAGGUAAAAAGAAAAACCUUCCAUCCUGUACAUUUUUUAUACAUUUAGAAUAUAUCUUUCUGACAUAAAGUUCAGUCUUCACAGUUUUUCUUUGCCCUAGGUAAUCAAGACUGAACUAAGUCAGAUCCGGUCCAUUUCUAACUGGUUGAAAUUUCGAGAUUAAAGUCAAGAUUAAUAUUGACGCACAUAUAGACAAUAUUUCGCAAAUGAAGUCAUAAUGUUGAGAUUAAUGAAACAGCAGCAUUGUCGCUCGUCUCUCGACAACAUGUCCUCUGUGGAACAGUUUGUAAAGCUGUACUGUAGAAUUGGAUUCAGUAAUAAGGAAAUCCUUGCUCUUUUAGCACACAAACACAGUGUGGUCAUAGGUAUUCGGACUCUGAAAAGACUGUGCCAAAGAUUAUGAUGCAGGUGCAGGGUCAUCCAUGGUUACACCUGCGUGCUAUACAGCGUGACUGUGUUGUAUCACAAGAUAGAAUAAGACAACUGAUCAAGUUGAUAGAUCCUGAAGGCGUGGGGCACAGACGAGCCCGACGUCUGAGGUGCAGGCAUUACCAAAGCCGAGGACCCAGUGCACUCUGGCACAUGGAUGGCUAAGACAAAUUUAAGCCUCACGGUAUUUCAUUUCGACUUUUUUAUACUUCAACUCUGGUCUCAAAACUUUGACUUCAAUCUUGAAAUGGAAAUCAAAAAAUGUCCCUCCUGUAAUUAUUUUGUUCUCCUCUUGUGGCCCUAAUCCUCUUUCAUACCUUCCAGACACCUGCACAUGUGAAAGAGUUUAUAUAGGAGCAAAUACUGCUCUUAAAAGACAUCACAUGUUCUGCAGUGCAAAAUGAAGCCAAUAGAUAGCAGAAACAUUUGAUGCAGCAGAUGCCUCGAAUAAAAACAAAAAAGCAUAAAUAGAGAUGAGUUCUGAGGAACAGAUUUGUUUGGUACCAGUCCUUGAUUUGCAGCACAGACGAAACUAUUGAGUUAAUGGAAAAAUGUUGCUGCUAUUGGCAUACAUUGUUAAAAAACUGCCUUCAUACAGGGCUUUUCUGACAUGCUGGCUAUCAACCAAACAGCUGACUAGUCACUUAGUUACAGCAAGCUACUUUUUUAUCUUUGCUGGUUGAAAAAAGAGGUGCUUCGUCAACAAGUUGCAACUGGCUUUACCCUCUACAUUUUUGAAGCACUUGCCUCUGCUCCAAAUCGGUCAAAGCAUGAGAAAUAUGCCAAUCUGUCUGUGUCAGCCCCUUCCCAAUGUGUGUGAGAGGCAGGGAUCAGCUGAGAGGAAAUAUCAUUGCUCCUUAGGAAUUAGAAAAAUCCAAAACCCAAGUAAAACAGAAGAUGAGAGAAAGAAUUGGAUUUUACUGUACAGGGAGGGUUCAUUGUCAAUUCUGGCUGCUUCAGAAAACUGGUAAUAACACAGCAUCUGUGGAGUAAGCACUCCAAAGUUUCCAAAUAUGCCACCCAGGCGGUUAUUAGCUUGUCAAAUGAAAAAUAAAAAAGGAAGUCGGCCCAGCAUUUUUUAUCCCACCAAGUCUGUCCAGUUAUGUGAAAUAAAAAGGUAAUGAAACAGACGAACUGAACAGUGGUCGUCUCUACAAAUGAUCAGAUGGGUAUAAAUCGUGGACUUUUCAUUUCAGAGAGCUGUCACUCUCUCACUAAACACAGAGAUUCUAGUUUUAGACUUCAAUUACUUUUGCCUACCAGGGAGUUGGAACUUUUACUGUUUAAUUUUUCAUUUGGGAUGUGCACCACAUGUUUGACUUGCAUCACAGGGUACAAAUACCUUUUGACAAUUUCAGUCAAGACAAGUUGAACCCCUGGAGUUUGUGGUCCACAGUUACAUAUUGCUUCUCAAGGCUCUUUUGAGAUUCCUAUCCCUUCCAGGAAGGGUACUUGGAAGGGUACCUGUUUUUACUAGUGAUUCUGUAUUCAAAUCAGUCCAAGUCUGCAAAGUCAAGAAGGACUUUUCCAUGACUCAGUUUUGUUGUUUCAUCUAUUGUUGUUGUGUGACACUCCUAGUUUUCAUCAAAUUAGACACAACAUACAAUUUUAUGUAGUGUGUCAUUAUCCCGCCCGCCACCGUUGCUGUGUAAUACUGUACCACAUCUCUGGACAUUUUCAAAGAACGGUUUAAAAGUCUUAUGGACUAAAGACUUUGCUAUUUGGCGACCAUCAUAACUAAUAUCUCUCUAGAUCUCUUGAAAGGCUCUAUCUAAAUUCAGGUUUUUGUUAUAUUGGCACAAAUGAAGAGGGCAGAAUCGCACAAAAGAAGCAACAAUUUAAGACACAGUUGAAUACAUAAGAUUUACUUUGCAAAGUGUUUGAACAUGUAGCAGAUACUAUAUAAUACAGUUUCUGAUAGGAAAGCAAGGAUAAGAGAUUAUGUGCCCACAUACUGUAUUGCUUUUAUGCAGUAUAGAUUUAAAAGCUACACAACUUUAAACCAAUGUAGUCAAGGUAAGUUAUUAAGAAAGAGGCACGUGAAACAAAACUGGAACUGAAAUUGUUGAUAGUGGGGAAAAAAGCCAAGUGAUGGAAGGUGAUAGCAGCUACACGCUCCAAAGAGCAUGUCUCACCCCACAUCACCCAUGACUGGACUGAGUCUUCCAUCCGCGAGGUCCCCUGAUUGAAAAGUUAUCAGCGAUGAGAUGUCACACGCGAACACUCGUGCACAUUCGCCCCUUAUCUUGUUCCCGCAUGUCACCUGUUUUAAUGAAACAUUCUCCUUAUCCCCCUCCCAUCUCUCUCUCUUAUAUUCCCACAAAGUGAGUUUGGUGGGGAUCAAUCAGCUGGGCUAACAGAGUGCGAAUUGUUCUCCCGCACUGCUAUCUCCAUUCAGCACUUCAGCUGUCAGCGCGUGGAGAUACGGCCUGAGUUCUGUCUGUCUGCAGUCUGAGGCUUGUAGAUGUUUUUGAUGGUGAUUGCCAUUUGAGACUAAGACUUUGUGAGAGUUUUGGAGAAGUUGUGAUUAAAUUUCGCAAAGUUUGGGGGUGUUGGCAUAACGCAAUCUGUGAGUUUAGGAUUUCAGUAUAAGUCAUACUUAGCUAAGGUAGAAUAAGAGCUUAUUACUGCCAGGAUGAUCACAGAACUCCUCAAACAGACCUGAACUCAAACCAUAGUUCAGAUUUUUGUAAUUCUAAAAGUAAGAAUUCUGCCAGUUGAAAUAUAAUGUCGUGACAGUUCUCCUUAUGGCAGUAUCAUAAAAGCUUUACAAAGCCUCCAACAAAGCAAGAUGCAUGCUCUGUCAUUCCUUUUGAUCUCACACCAGCCAUGACAUCUUUGAUCCUCUCUUCUCUCUGCCGCCACUCAGCGUAAUAUUAAAAACCAAAAGUACAGUGCCAUGGCUGCUGCUUUAAAAGAGCCCAAAUCCUUUUCAUCAUACAUUAAUAACUGCUCUCUCAAACACACACACACACCAACACACUCCACACACAGCAACACAAACAACACUGACUCUAACACAGAGAGAAUAAUAAAAUGCUACGCCUUUACGAUCUUUCCCUUUUUCUUCUUAUUGCUUUAUUCCCCAAUGUCACGGUUUGCAGCAGCGCACAACUUGAGCUCUCUUCAUAAAAACCACUCACUGCCAAGGUGAGACAAAAAAUAAUGAGAAACUUUAACGAUUUCAGCCUAAUCUCUCCCCACCAACUCUGCACGUUUUUAUGCAAAGCAUCACAGGCAGAAAACUGCUGGAGUAUUGUUUUGCUUCUUUUCCCUGCGAAAGUUAGCAAUCAAGCUAGCUGGGGCGGCUAAUGUUUUUCUAAUAAGAGCUCACCUCUAAUUUCAGUCGAACGAAGCAGUUGGUGCAGAUUAGCGGAGGCAAUUUUCUGCUUCAGAUUCCAUUAUUAAAACACUCCUGCUAUCAGGAAGUUUCUCUUGUUGGAUUGAAAAAAAGUUUUUUUUUUUUUUCUUUUUUAAUUUGAGCUUGGGUUAAUACCUUGGGGCUAUUGUUAUUGUUAUCUUCUGCUUUUAGGGAGUGAAUCAGAAUGCAGAGUGGAGAAUCAAACAUCAACCAGUCCUAUAAUUAUUUUAAUCUCAGAUUUAGACUGCUGGCAACUACUUUCAACUGACCAAUUCAACAACACCGUUUUCUUUUUCUGUGCAACAAAACAAAUUCUCUGUAGAGCUGACUUUAGCAAAUCCUUUUGCCUCACUCCAACGUGAACACCGUUCCUGUGAGAAAUGUACCUUUGAAUUUGAAAGAGGGCAUUCAAUGCUACAUCCCUUAUCCUGUUUUAUUACAUAUUUAUCUAUAAACUGAAGCUGACACUUUUAUUACUAAAGUGUAAAUUAUAACCUUGUGGCUCCUGGUUGUUGCCCCAAAUUAGUAACUAUAGUUUUAACAGUAUGCACAGGACACUCGUAUUUCCUGCAGCAGCUUGACCCCACACUAUAUGGUAAAAGUAUAAAUGAGAUUAUGUUGGUUACCAUAGGUAACUGUUUGUCCAGGAAAGGGCUAUUUGUCAUUCAGUACGUCAGUGACAUUUUCUGUCUUCCUUUCUCAUUCCCAGGUUGCAUUUACUUCCCUCUUCAUGAAUAUUCUCUCCACCAGUGAUUUAUUUAAUCCUGGUUGCUCUUCCCUCCGCUGCACUUCUACACACACACACACACACACAUACACCACUAUUCAAAGCAGGGUUCACACACAAACUCACUGUGUGUAUUUGCCAGUGGAGGCAGAGUCUACUGAGUUCAUUCAUAUGUGAAGGAUGUUUGAUUCUGUAAUUGCUUUAAGGGAUGGCGUGAAAGCAUUUCUUACUGUGUGUGUGUGUGUAUAUGUGUGUUUAAGCACAUGCAUGACUACGUGUGUGAAUGUCAGGUGGUCAGCUUCUCAAAAUAAAAAGGCAUGUCCUAUCAUGUCAAAUGAAGCCAUGUGUUUCUUUUGAUUGAUUUACAGAACAUGAUCGUUAACAGAUUAAAAAUUGAAUGGGACAGAUCAUCAUGAGAUUUGGCAUUCAAAGCUUUGAUAAUAUCUAAAAAGAGACUGAUUUCACACAGAGGGAAUAGACAGGUACCUGCUCUUUCCUGAGGAUUACUUCAUUUAUUCUAUCUGAGUUGUGGCUACAUGAUAACUUUCGUAACAGCAGAUAAAAAAUUACUACUGAGGAGGGAAGAAAAAGUGUAAUGUCGGUGGGAUCAUGUCAAUUUUACUGCUCUGCUCUCCUGUGUCUUGUUCCUUUUAUAAUCUAUUCUCCUUUCGUUGAACUUACCUGAGACAUUUUUCUGAAGAAAAUAAUAGUACAGAGUCUAAUACAUUUUUUGAUCUUGCUUCAAUUGUGCUGCAAAUCACACAUAUAAUGUACAUCAAUUUAAAAGAUCAGUUUGGUAGCUGAGAAAUAUGCAGCUUAUUUAAAAACUGAUAAAGCAUAAGACUGAUGAAAUUUAAAAAUAGAUCCAUUAUGAAAAUAUGACUUUUCUGCUCUUCAGCCAAGAAUGAAUAAAUAACAGUGUAUCUCAAUAAUGAAUCACAUUCUGUUUUUUUCACCACACACAUAUUGUCACACCUGUAUUUUGUCCUUGGAGCUUUGACAAUGUUGAACAUGGGACAUAUGCAUGUCAUUUAUCAGGUGAAUGCUUGCUCGUCUUUGCACUUGCUGCACUUUCAGCACAUUAGUUUUGUGAGCACACACCACUCUGUUUAGCUGAAUUUAUCUGAUAUGGGCUGAUUCUUGCAACCCAAUGCAGACUGUGAGGACAGGAGGAUAAAAGUUGAAGCACGGUGUCUUUUUCUGUAAAGUCAGUAAAGAAAGACAGAACAGUCUUCACAGCUUUUCUGCAGGUUUCCUUUGUGCAUAUAUCCACCACUAACCCCUGUUGUUACGCUAUUUUGCACCACAGUGAAGUUAGUUUGAAGUUGAACAGGAGUUCUGUCAGAGCUUUCACUAAUUUUAUCCACUAUUUCCACUUCCAUUUCUCUUUCCUCACCAGCCAUUGUCCACCUGUAAUGAUGGAAAAUGAUGGACUUCGCCUUUUUAUUCCUUUUUCCAUUCUACUUUGCUUCUGUUUUUCUUCUGCUUUGCGAGCUGAGUGUGCAUACGAGCUUGCACCGACAGCAGUGCUUUGAAUAAUAAGCUGUGUGUACGUGCAUGUGCAUGCAUAUAUCCAUAUCCCAAUCCUCCUAGUUACGAGUUCUGUCACAACAGCAGGUAAAUUACUACAAGCAACAGAGCACUCAAGGAUUACCCUCAUGUAGGCUUAGCAUUUGCGACCUGUGUAUGUGUGCUUGUCUGUGUGCAUAUGUGUACGUGUUUGUGGGUGUGGAUAUGAUUGUGUGCUUUUGUCUACACACAUGUACUGUAUGUGGGAGGAAGAUAAAGAGAAAAGAGAAAGUUUGACUUUGGCUCUUAAGCUUCUUUGUCGGUGCAUAACUCAUCAUCCUGUACAGACUCCACCUAGAAGCCUUUGAAACCCUCUUUGCUUCUCUAUUUGCAACAAAAAACAAACCAUCAACAGUCUGAAGUUCAAAAAUGUUUCUCUUGUGUUCAAUCAAAUCUCGUUCCGUCUAAAGGCACUAGAAGCUGUUUGUGCUGCUUUAAUGGUGGUCUUGGUUAACACACAUUCAAGGACGCAAUGAUGCUUGAUACCUUUGUUUCAUUUUUUUCAUACAAACAAGGAAUGUUACCAAGUUGAUUUAAUGGAAGUUCAAAUUCUGACAAGCCAAGUCGUCUAAAUGUAAAAAAACUUUCAGUCAAGUACUAUCUAUCAUAUUUCGUGUAAUCUUUUUAUCCCUUUUAAAACUGCCACUGUCUUCUUUAAUGACAAGAUUGACUGCUAUUGUAAAUGCUGCAGCUAUGUGUGGCCUCUUGUUAUGUGUGCAACAAAGACAGUGCUUUUUACCUACACAAAACAUGCCAGCAAAUAGUUUAAAGCCAAAAUUGUAAAUAAUAAAAUACUUGAUAAAAAAAUAUCCUCUUCCAGUCUACAAAGACUUUGCAGUCACUCAGAUGGUGAUGGUCAAACUGGUGUUUUGCUCUAAUGAGUUACCCUGACUCUCAGCCAAUGUGUCUGUGGUUAUUGUCGUUUCAAGUGUUAAACACAGAACUACAUCUCUUUCCACUUCAGCUCCUCAGCAGCUCUCCUCAUUAGUUUUAAGGUUUAAGUUAACCUGUGUUUAUAAAAAGUCAAGUUAUGGUUUGUUUUUUUGACUAUAAGUUGUACAGUAUAUCUGAAGGUGUCUUUUUUUUUUAUCAGUAUCAAUGAGAACUGUACGUUUAUACCUAAAGCUCCUGUGAGGAAGUCUUGGUUUGUGUCGAUUUUGCCAAGUAGUGUCUUUGGACAGAAAAAUUUUAAUUACAACAAAUGACAGUGAAGUGUGUCAUCGUUAUUGUCAUCGUUAUUUUUUAUUAUUAUCAUUAUUUAUUUUUAUUUUAGUAUUAUUUUUAUUACUUAUUAUUUCAUUGUUAUUUUUAUGUAUUAUUAUUGUAUUAUAUUAUUUUAUUCAUUUUAUUAUUUAUUAUUAUUUUUUUUUUUAUUAUUAUUAUUAUUUUAUCCAAAUCAUUCAUUUUUCAUGAAUAAAAUGUAAAAACCGCUUUUUCACCUGCUGCUUGGCUGACACCUACCCCCCUUGUGCUAGUUUCAGGCAUAGAACAUCUAUGCUGAAAAAUUAUCACUCUUUUCACUGAUGAUCUUGUUUGCUUUGUUAAAUCUUAAAACUACAUCAAUAUGAAUUUCAUAAAUGCCCUAAAACUUCUCAUAGGAGCUUUAAUCUUUAAUUUAAACUCACUUUGGAAGGUAAACUGGUAUUUAGACGAAACAGAUUACAGGUAAGCUUAGUUUGUUUGGACAGUGCUUAUCAACCAACAGUAUUUGCUGUACUGAUAGCUUAUUCGAGAGGAAAAGCUUUGUUUCAGGCUUUUAUCCUCAAGAUGCUCUGUCAGGCACGGUGCUCUAAUGAACUGUUAAUUGUUGCCAAGAGAGUUGAGCGCAGAGAGAAACUGAAGAUAUUCUCAGUUGGCAGUGCGAUGUGUCUUAAUCAUGCUGACCCUCCUCUCUUCUCUCCGUGCAGACCUCGGCAGACAGUGUCUGUGUGCACUGAGCUGCAGGCCAAGGUGCUGCAGUGCUACAGAGAAAACCCUCAGCAGACCCUGCUCUGCUCCAGCCUCGCCAAACAGUACAUGAUCUGCGUCCAGCAAGCCAAGAAGGUAGGCAAGGUCUGCAAACUCUUUGUAGAUUAGGGAGGGUGAGAGAGUGAAGAAAAAUUGAAGGUUUUGCUUGUGUGGGUGUAUAAGCUUGUGUGUGUUAAAAAGUUUGUGUGGCAAACCAAAGGACUCAGAUCUGUAAAUUUACGCUGUCAUACCUCUUCUGGCAUUAAGCUUCUUUUUUGCUCCCUCCCUUUGAGAACCACACUUGGCCAGAGUAUUUGGAGUCGUUCCCUUUCCUCUAAAGAUAUUUUUUAAAUUUGUUUCCAGUUUUUUAAAGCAGACAGUAGGAUAUCAGCUAAUUAGUGAGAACCACGGGAAACUUGACAGUGACACUGACAGCGGAACAAAAAGGUGAAGAGACAAAUAAUCCUUUCAAUCCUCGCACAAAAUCAAUUGUAAUCUGCGAGUUGGUUUCUUUGACACUUCAAACACAAAGCUUAAUCAAUGAGACACGCAUAUCCAGUGGAUUUAAAAGUCACCAGGCGUGCUCUGUGUUUUGGAACUUUCUGAUAGGAAGAUUACACUGUUAUUAGUGUAUUAAAAUCAGUUUUGGCAUUCAUCUCUUUGAAAUGCAUUCUGCGUUCUGCUGAUGCUUUUGCAAAUAGUGUUCAGACCCUACGCUUAUCUACAAAGUGCUUAUUUUACCCAAUUUCUCCAUCAAAAAACAAUAAUGAAUGGGGCAAUUUGCACAUUAUUAUCGUGACACAACGCACUGAUAUGGCUCCAAAGCAGAUAAAAGGCACGAAUCAACAAUUGGUGAAUUUGGCAGUUUAAACAGUCGAUAACAGCAAAGCAACGGCUCACAAUAAAAGCAAUCAGUCUUUUUGAACUGGUUCAAAAGAUCCAUUUGCCAGUGGGAUGGGACUCUUUGGGGAGGAAACAGUGUAUAUAUGUUUGUACGUGAGUUGGUUUGUUAGUUGAUUUGUAAGCAGGGGUUGUAUAUAUUCAGAUUGUGAGUGUUAAAGUGUGGAGAAAAGGAAAGCUAGCGAGUGCUCGAUUCAGGUUCAAUCAGGCAUAUCAUUGAAAAGGUAACAGUAAAUGAGAUUUAAAAACGAAAGAGAAAACGGAGCAGCCAGAAAGAGAGCAAAGGGGCAGACGAACAAAAAGGAGGAAUCAGCAGCUACACCCCUCCCUGAGUGAGUGAACAUAAUGUGCUGAGGACCAGAACAGACCAAACCUCAAAAUGUCCUCUGAAGAGAAUUUCAAAAAUUCACUCCUAUUAGAGAAAAAGGUGGAUUUAGCCAAUGUUUUUGCUGCACCACUCCUGACUCAUCCCGUCUUCUCUCUUCCUGAAUUUAAUAUAACUCUUAAGAGUUUCUUUCAGACUUUGCAAGAGAAACAGACUUGAUUUGAAACAUUUUAUCAGUGACAUCUUCUAAGUCUAACCUUUCUUUACUGGGAUAAUCCCACAGAGAUAAAAAUCCUGCUUUUCACCAGAAACCUGUGCUGCUCUUUUGAAGGCAUUUGGAUUUCCAGGUUGACCUUCUAGACUUCUGAGGAGUGCUAUAUCACAAGCUUAAACUUGAAAACCCCUAUAAAUGUUCUGAGAUUUAGGAUUUAUAUGUGUAAAUGUAAAGGACCACAUUUUUAAAUGUCCUAUUAAACUACUAACACUCAAUAAUCUAUCCUAUAUUCCAUAUUUCACCCAUUUAGCCCACUCUUAAAUGUUCACUUUGCAUUAUAUCUUCUCAUCCUUUGAUCUUUUCCUCUGCCGUCACUGUUGAUUCAUCUCUUUUCCUCCAGCUUCCAUUCUCCUUUAGCUUCUAUCCUCCAUGUGUCCCUUUUUCCUAUCCUGAAGUACUUUCCACCGCCCUUCACUUCACACUUUCUUCACAUCAUCCAGUGCAUUAGCUCUGAUCUGCACUGCUGUUCAGGAAACAUUCAAAGCUUUUGGUUAGGUUUGGCUAACAUGUCAGCUUCUAUCCUCACCAUGUUUAUUUGCACACACAGCCUGCUAUCAGAUCCACUGCUGUCUUUGUUGAACACACAAAUUCCUUCAGAGGCUCUCGGAGGGGCCUGAUCAAGUUUCAAACAGGCAAAAAGGUGCGAGUAUUUCUUAGCCAGAUUGGUGAGGUGGCUGUCAUUUGCUCACUUCAACUUUAAUAGUCAUACCUUCAUCCUCUCCCAUAUAGUAAAAAUGUGGCCAACAUACUGUCAUAACAAGCUCUGAGAUGUUGCGCUCAUGACAUAUUUUGGAGCCUCUCACAUUUCAUAUCCCAAUUAAACAUCAAGUUUCUCUCACGGUGGUACAGUCUAAAGGAAAAUAGAUUUUUGUGUUGAUUUGAGGCAAAUACUCUCAGUUACAGGAAGUUCUGUGACUCCUGAGUUCUUAAUGUUUUUACUCGCCGUUUAUCCUUAACUCUGGCUGCAGCCAUUUUUUUUACACUUCUGUCAAUGAUCGUGUCACACGCCCUCUACUUUCUCAUUUCUGUUCCAAGAAAACAAAUCAAACAAAUGUAAAAAAGAGAGUCUCAAACUAUCAAGAUCAAGGAUUACUGGACAUUAAAUCUUUUGACACUGUGGUUACAUUAAGCAUAAAUGACCAUCAUUGUAACGAUGCAAAAGUCUGGUGUAAAAGGCAGCAUGAAACCUCCUCUUUAACUUCCGUAUUGGUUGAAGUCUUACCUUCUGUUCACACCAAGCACAAGUAAAAUCAUUGGCACGAGUGAAUUACACGUGAAGUCAAUGCAAAGACGCGAUUAGACGCUCACUCCACUCAGGUGAUGCAAAUGAAGCAAAAUGCGUGGCACGAAUUACGCAAGUUGAGCUGACUAUUUGCUCGAAUUGUUAUUUGUUGUUUAUUCUCAACAGAUCCUCAUAAUGUGGUCAGCCUCGAGUAGAUUCAUGCUGCGCAAUUCGCAUCAUUUGUGACACCUGAGUAGAACGAGCGUCCAAUCGCAAUUUGGAUUGACUUCAUGUAAUUUACUCAUGCGAAUGACUUAACUCGCGUUUGGUGUGAACACAAGGUUAGAGGUGAAACUACUUUUCAGUUGGUUCGACCUUGCGUCACUUAUAGCUGUAGCUGCAAUCAUUAUUUGCAUCCAUAUUAUACAAAAGUUAUAUAUCAUACUUAAAGAGCAUCUUUGCACCAGAGGCACAGAUCAGACAGGGUCACAUAUGGUGCAAUAUGAGUAGGCAGAUGGGGCAGAGGAAGUAGCAGGGAAGCCACAGAAGAAUAUGAGAUGGAGACAAAAGAGUGUCGAUUCAGUCCACACUCUUUCAAUUCGUGAAGCAAGGGAGAGCUGAAAGUGGGGUUGCAGGGGGAGAGAUAUGAGUGAAAGAUACUGUGAGAGGUGAAAGGCACAGAUGCAUGCUGACAGUCUGAAAACAAUGGGCAGAGAGUCGCGGUACUUCUGCUUACUUAUCGACAUGGUAACUGGUUACAGCAGCAGCAGUCACAGUGUGACAGUUUGAGAAACUGUGGUAGUUUACAGCCCUCGGUGCCACAAUAGGUGUCAAGAAUGACAUUUAGUCUUCUCUUAUUCAUUUAUCAUAUCACAAAUGAGCAUACAGGCAUCAUAAACACAUUUUUAUAGUCAGUGUGGCUGACACUUUCAGAGUCUUAUCUCAGAUGCCCUCUGAAAGUGCACUGUACGUCACCAUUAAUCUUUGUAGGUAUUUUCCAGGAGGGUUUUUUGUUUUUCCGAUUUUGACGGCAUGACUUCUUCAUUUCGUGGCUUUUCCCCUAAAGUUAGUUCUAAGUUUUGCUCUGCUUCUGCCCUAAGAUGGAUACUUGCACUUAAUGUUUGCACAAAUCCUCGUGCUCCAGUUUUCAUUCUAAAACACCUGCCACCAUGUGUCUUCUCUGCUCUUGGGUUUUUUUAUGCACCACCCCUGUCUUAAUUUCUCAACCACCAGGUAUUGGGCCAGUCAAUCAGGGUAAAAGGCCUAAUUGUAAAUUUGGCAUACUUUUGGGUCAGUUUGCUUACAUUUGGGUAAAAGCAGGAAAGAGAAACCCAACUCUGUCUGUAGCCAACAGUAAAACUUGGGCAGGAAUAUCUGUCUGAGGGGAAGCAGAUAACGUCAAUCUUUAGCUCAAGAACUCAUGGCUUAUCAGCUAUUUCUGAAACAACUUAGCAUAUUGUAUCAUGCACCAAGGGAGAUGGUUUUUUGAUAAUGCUGUCCACAAAAGUAUUAGCUUUAUAGAUCUUGCAUCUUUUUUUUUUAAAUGCUGUAUUUAGCAAUGUUGGGUGAAAACACGGGUUCUCAAACAAGACUUUGGAGUGGUACCACGGUGGGUGACUGAGACUGGGUCAAAAAGAGAGCAGAGACGAGCAGAGCUGCCACCGGAGGCUUCCGAUCAGUCAGCCUUAAUGAAAAGAAAUGAGUGGGCAGUCCCAAGACCCCUGUGGACAUGCAGGCAGCUGUCCAGUGUUCCUGUCUAUAAAUGGAUCUGACAGAGCCAGCAACUUGGCAGAGCCGAGCACUCGGACCAAAAGUUUUACGAGGAAAAAGUUUCAGCAUUGCUGCAAGUGGUUAAGGGUCAACAGGGAGCAAUAUGCACGGAAGAUUUAGUCACAAAAGAGAGCACUACAUCAUAUUAUAUUAUGAAAUAUAAUAUUCACAGGACACCUGGGGGAAACAAUAUGUUAGCAAUGGGGCUGUUAAUGAUUGGAGGUUUUACCUUCCCCCUGCAAGAGAAGUCUGUGUGCUUGUUGCAAAAUGGGAAAAUAAGGUUUGUCUGUAAUGUAGAUCAUUUGAAUCAACCUGACAUGAGCUCAUGAGCAAUUUGGAAAACUUUGGUAUACGGAAAGGAAACAUUUUUACAACCAACCAAAAUACUUGCUGUUAUUUAUAUAUUAGAUAUUUUGUUCAGGAACAAAACUUUUCUAGGGUCAUUGCACCGACACUGGGCUGAAACAGAUGCAUGUAGUCAUUUUGAAAACACCACUUCUCUGCUGCACUGAAGGACAGCAGUUUAAACUAAGAUAGUUUAAAGAUGCAUCCAGAAAAGACAGUUUUUUAUAUAUAUCUAUAAAGCUAACAAGAAAAAUAAACUGGCUGUUCAUGUGCAGAUAAGACAGCAAGUGAGUAAAAAAGAGACAUACAACGUCUGGAUGCAGUAAUUUCUCAGCUUUUUGCGACAAUAACAUGGCUGCUCAAUAGAAAGCAAAGCUUCUUGCCUUCAUGGUGAAAACCUCCCGACAGCUUAAAAGCUCUGUUCUUUUGUUAUCUUUAUGUGCUCGCAAGGAUUUUCCAAAGCAGAGGCAUUCUUCUCUGUGAUUAAAGGGAGAAUGCAGUGUUUCCCCCCAAAAUUAAUCUUUGUCUGAAGCUGAUACCUUAUGCUGCAUGCUUUUCAUAAAUACAGUUAUCUUUUUCUCUUUUGUCUCGCUUGACGUGUAUCAAAUACCAUCUGUCUGCCUUGAAACUCUGUUCCGCAUAGUCUCCUGGUAUUUUUAAAAGAUUCUCUUGUUACUAACGUGAACAGUGAAUUUAUGUGAAGACAACAUAGCAGGAGAAGCACGCCGUCUUAGCUAGGAUCAACCCUUCAACUUCCACCAGGCUACCACUGACAUAUGACUUUCCAUAAGUUUGUUUUUGUAUGCUCUACUGAACAUAUCUUCGUUUUUGUCAGCCUGUCUGUCUGUCAAUCAAUCUGCCAAUGAAACCAGCAGCUUAUCUGUCUCCACUCUGCCAGCCUCUUGUUCUGAACAUCACUGCCACAUCUAUCUCACUUUUUUUCACCCCCUCCUUGAAGUGCACUCAACCCACUAUCUACAGUGGCACAGCUUUCCUUAUAUAUCACUCAAAAGUUCUUUUAUGUUUCAUGAUUCGUGCAAACACACACACACGCAUUUUUUUUCCACACAUACUACUCUAUGCCAUCUAUGAUAGACAGUGGCUGCAGGAUAUAGCCUUGGACCUUGUCUCUGUUAUCACUCCCGUCUCCCUCUCCUGUCUGUGUCCUUAGUUUGGCCAUUGUCAUGCAUAUGGGACCUUAUAUGUGUGUUUUUCUUUGUGUAUUUGUGCAUAAAGGAUGCAGGGUAAAUGUCAGUCCUCAAAGGCCUCAUGCCACCUUGAGGGUUUUGUCUCUUUUUGGAGGGCCCUUGACAGUUUCUUAUAUUUUUCUUGCAGUAACGUCAUUGUCAUUGGAAGUUGUUGCAUCCAGUGUGUCUUUUUGUGUUUCUCCAAGUGUGUAAGUCCACUGGGGAGUUUGUGAGCCCACCAUAUACUUCUCAUUAUAUUAACUCACUUUCAACCUUCUUCUCAGUGAAACAAAGCACAGCCAUCCUCAAAGUCAUAUUCAAGAACAAAUGUCUCUCCAAUCACCACUUACUCUAAGUGCCCCCCCCCCUUUCCCACUCGCCUCCGGCCUACCUCCACAGCACUCCAAGGCUCCAGUGCCAGCUAUUUACUGAAUCCUAAUGCUUGUACUGUGCUAUUCAAUACCAUUAGCAGGGGUGCGACGGCAUCUCGGCAACACUUGCCACUGUAUCCCACAUACUUAACCCACUUGAACCUGUCUGUCUCCUGAUCCCAGUGUUUGUGGACCCCGACGUGUGAGUGUGUGAGAGUGUUUGCAGGCCUCUGCCAUGCUUGGCUAAGUGCCACUCUGGUUCUGCCUUGAUUACACAAGCCUUGGAGCAAAGCUAAGAAAUGAAGUGUGAUAUACCUUUCAGUGUGGUGCUGUUUUUAAGGGUAAUCAGAAUCCUUUAAAAUACAACUAUUGCCUAAAAAUAAUAUCACUAUUUUACACUUGGUUGAUGUUGGUAAACUGCAGGGGUAAGGGGAGAGAUUAUAAGAAACAUGUUUCCUGUAUUACAGUAAGUUUACGGCAACAUUCAAGUGUUUUGAAUAAAGCAACAUUUGGCAGAACAGACAGAAGGAUGUUUAAAAUUAUGUUUCAUUAAACAUUUUGGUAUGAGGCCUUAAGUUUGGUAAUUCCAAUCUGAGGUCCCCACGAAGAAUUGAAAACAGGAAACACACAAACAGAAAAUGUUGCCCGAAUUGUGGGCUACUAUAACAUUGGUUUAAGCACAGUGACAAACACCAAAACACUUACUCAGUUUGAAUUGUGUUCUGGUUGAUCAAUUUUGUACUGUGAUUCCAGCCAGUGGUUACCUGUUUGUUUGUGUGUGUGUGUGUAUAUAUAUAUAUAUAUAUAUAUAUAUAUAUACAUUGUUGACUUAUUGUGUAUUUGAUAAACAAGUUUAUUUACCGUUGAGGCGGACCAUUCUCCUCCGUGCGUCCCUGAGCUGCCUGCUUUAGUUCCCUCACUCUGCUGUGCUGUGAGGUAGUUAGUGGAUAAAGAUUGUCAUGAGGUCGCUGCGCCAGGAUAAGUCGGGAACUUUUCAAAGUGAAACCAAAUCUUAUUCUCCGCAUUUUAUUUCUGAAAAUAUCAGCGAAAAUCUGCGAGUUUUGGCCAAUUAGCCUCAAACAGGCUAAAAUGGGCUGAUAUUAUAUAUAUAUAUGUGUGUGUUAUAAUCAUGUUAUAGCACCGUAUAACUAUAGUUAUAAACACUCAUAGAUGAUCAUAAUGCUUUAUAGCAAUAAUCAUAACACAUUAUAAAGAAUUUUUAUCAUGACUUACAAGGUCAGGUAUUAUGUGUUAUAACUGUUAACAACUCACUAACAAUCCCCACAUAGAUAAUCCAGUGCAAGUGUUGUUAACAGUUAUAACACAAUAUUUCUAUAAUGUGAUUAUAACGCAUUAUAAAUAUAUUUGUAAUGUGUUAUAGAGAGAGGUGAAAAAUAAAGUGUUACCACAAUAUUUUUAUAUUUAGUUUCCAUUGGCAUGCCACACUGGUAGGCUAAAUGACAUAUAUUAAUAGUUGACCCUCUCUUACAGUCCAGGUAAAGUCAGGAGAGCUGGUGAAAACAUUUCUCAGUCACUGGUUGCUUCAAAAAGGAGGAAUUGAGCCGUAGUGAUGGUAGCAACACUGUUCAAUGUUGUGACUUUGUGCCUCAGAAGGAAAGAGAGCUUAAUAAGGAUAAAAGUCAGCUCAUAUAUUCUUGUGGGGGACCUGUUCAUGUUUUCUCAUGUAAGCGUUGGAGGAAAUGUUUAAUUUAAUGUGACUAAUAAAAAAAUAAAGAGGCUACAAACGCCCCUGCAGAUGUCCCGUUCAUCUAAUUAGAGUGAAAAAUAUCCAGUUAAAUGAGUAUUAUGUUGGCAUGCUAAUGAUUUAACUUAACUGUUCUUGGCUUGUUCAUGAAUCAAGGAGCAUUACAAUUUCUACCCCUGGUUGCGCUAUCAAUAGUGGUGGAAUCAGAGAGACUGUUUUUAUUUAUACUUAUAUCAUUUAUAAAUCAACAAAAUUGAUCACAUAAUCUUUAACACAACAUUUAGAGUCAACAUUUAUAUGACCUUAGAAACAGUUAAUCAAUAAACAAUGGGUUUUUCUCAUCUAUACAGUCUGAUGUAUGUACAUGUCUGAUCAUUCCAGAAUGUGCAGCGCUGACAGAACACGCCACACAUGCAUUCUGGAGAGUUAAGGCUUGACAGAUGAAAUGUAGACAAAUUAAAUUGAAAAAUUAAGAGCAUGUUUUUGUUGCAAAUACACAUGUUGCAAUAUCAGUAAGUGUGUGAUUUAUUGUGCAGCUCUACUUUCAGCCAAAUAAACUUAGAGGUUAGGUUACAGUUGUGGUCAUGGAGAGUUAAUAAAUAGGAAAUGCAUUAGGCACUUUGCUCAUUAUCAUUUCCAACCAAAGCUCAUCAUUUGAACAACUUUUGUCACAUUUACAUUAGCGAUGAGUCCUUGAUACACUUCAGUCCUGUCUGAAGCAGGAAAUGCAAAGAGGCUGGAGUCCAUCUUCAGUCUCAUCUUUUCAUUUUGAUCUUAUUCCACAAGGAUCUUAGUUGCUACAAAUGGGGUUUGUGAGCAUGUGUCUGUUUGUAGAAGUCAAGCAGGAAUUUGGAGAGCUCAGGUUUGCAAAUAGAUCCUGUCAUGUUCAGGUGCUUUUGUUCCCUUUUUCUGUUGUGUUCUUGAUGUUUUUGUAUCUUUUCAUCUACUGCAUCUGUCCAGUACUUAUCUUUGUACUUCAAAACACUUAAGUUGGCAUUAACCACUUCAUUCUCUUUCAACUACAACUAACGUCCCAGUGUCUUUUUCAGGAAAAAGUAUAUUUUAAAAAGUAGUGCUUAAUCUGAAGCCCCUUUAGACAACCCCACAGCCCUAAUAAAAUCCUAAAAUCAUUUUUUUUCCUGUGUAGGAAAAGAACUUAUUGGUAACAAUAGUGGCAGACCACUUCAAUCUGCUGUUUCUGAGAGGGGUCUGGCUGCAGACCUCCAGUAUCAGGACCCACCUCCACUGAGAGGACCCAAGGUGACAUUUGCCUCACAUGCCCCAGUUUGUUUGAAGUGGCCAUCCCGUUUCUUAUUUUGUCUCUGUUAAACACAUAAAUACACAAAAAAAAAUCAUGUUAACAUUAUUGACAACAUACUGUACAUAAAAUAAAAUCCCAAGAAAUAAAAUAUAUUCACACAAGAACUAAAAUACAUGCUUCCCAGUCUAAUAGCUUUUAAUUUGAAAGGCUUCAACUCAACUUCUGACGUAAGACAAAAAAAAAAAUCCCAGUAUAUUUGCUUUUAUUUUGAAAAGCUUCAAAUCAACUUCGGAUGUAAAAAAAAAAAAAAAAAAAAAACUUGUCCCGGUUUAUAUGCCUUUAUUUUGAAAUGCUUUAAAACAACUUCCGAUCCACUCAGUGGAGGUGGGUACUCACAAUAGAGGUCUGCAACGAAGGGUCCUGACUGUGGAGGUCUGCAGCCAGACUCUCUUGGCUGUUUUCCAAUCUCCUGGCCAGAUCUUAGAUUAAAAAAAAAUAUCAAGACAUCACCAUACAAACCUGCUUAGUUCAUCCAGGUGAAAAAAUGGGUAGACGAGAAAUGGAGGAAUGCUGCCAUUUGGCACUGAAAAGGGAAAAAAAUGAGGAAUGAGUCUUGUUGCAGGGAUGAAAGAGGAAUAGAAGGUGCCUGUCAAUGGAGAAAAUGGAUGGGAACUGAUGAAAGAGAGAAAAAAAGUCAGAAAGAAAGAGGCUUCAGAGUGCCUGUCAGGGAAGAAGGGUUAAUAGAAAACUGUAAGAGAGAGAUACAGCAGGAGAGAGUGGGAAAGGGGAGGAAUGAAGAGAGGAUGAAUAAAGAGAAGAGGAGCAGUUAUGACAGUAGGGGGGAGGAGGAGAAACGAGGAUAUUAUUGAAGGAGGUGAGGAAAAGGGGAGAAAGCAGCUCUGUCGACCUCUUGGAGGAGGACAGAGACCAAAAAAGUCUAAUGCUUUAAUUGUAAAAUAUAAAGAAAAAAAAAAUUUUUUUUAAAUGUAUGUGAAUACCUCUUACAUUGGUUAUAGCUUAUGAGGAUGUAAAAUAGUACCAACUCUUCAAUGACAUGUAAAUAUUUUAUUCUGCCAUUUUCAAUCCAUAAAUCACUAAUAUUGUCUUUUUUAUUUCCUACCACAGAUUUUUUUUUUUUCAUUUUGUUCCAUUAUAGUCCUUUUGACAACUUAUUUGAAAAGAAAUACUGACACACGCCUGUGUUAUAAAUACCAUAUACCCUUAUGUAUAUAAAGUAUAUAUAUAUAUUGCCCACACAAACAUACUUCUGUAUACAGCUUACAUUUAUCUGUGUCUUUAUGUCUCUCUCCUUCCAUCCCACCUCUCCAUCACAUCCAUCAUCACCAAGGCGACCACCCUGUGAAUGCACGGGCCAUAUAAAGAUGAGCUGUUCUCUCUUGUGCCUCCCUCCCAUUUUCUCCUUUGAGUCUCUCUCUCGUUCUCUUCCUCUCUCCUGAAUCUAUACAAAAUUAUAAAAAAACUCAACAUUGUAGCGAUGCUACACUCCACUCUGUAACGUGAUCAAUUUUUCUGCCUUUGCACCAGUUUGUGUCCUUGUUUGGGUGCUAACAAGGUAUAGGGUUAAAUUAGGACAAGAGUUUAAUGCAGGGGUGUCAUCCUGUGAAUGAAACUUUAAUUUUCUGUAUCAUGUGUGAUUUUUAUCAGCUUGGUCUAACUGACAAAGGUUCUGGUUGUCUAUAUACAGAUAAGUAAUACAAAUAUUUUGAAGAAGAAUGGCUUGUUCUUGAUGAAAUUUUGCCAAGACAAGGACGCUGCACCUUUGACCCUUAAACAUAAACAUUCCCAAAUGGCAAAAAUUGGACCUGAAAUGACCAGUUAAGUAUCAAAAAGUGGCUAAAACUGAAAGUUUAUAUGAAUGUUUUCAUUUUUUUUUAUAAUUGGAUGCUGGCUACCUCCACAUUUGUAAAAAAUUCCUGUCUUUUAGUCUCUUUUCAGUAAUUUGACUUUGAACACUUUUCUUAGGUCACUUUCACACGACCCUCGUUUGGUCCAGUUAACCAUGGUCUGAUUCGCUUCUGGUGAGAACGCAACCUGACUUUUAAUAGGACCAAAUGCAGGAAGCAAACCAAAACAGCAGUGCAUCAUGGGUUAAAAAUGGAUGCGUGUGUUACCAGCUAAGAGAAUAGGAAACGGAGGGUCUGUGAGCACUAGCAGCCUGACAGAGAGGACGAGGAAGCUGACGCGUUAUAAUUUAUCACACAAAACAUUGUAAACUACCGACAAAAAGACGUUUAUGAUUCAUACAUCCCAUCCCUAGGUCUACUGGCUAGGAUUCACGUAAUGUUGAAAACACACCUCACUCGUCCUCUGUGUAAUAAAUACACCGAAAACAUAUCAUAGGCACCCAUAAGGGCCCGUCUUCUCCUUCAGUAACGUGUCGACAGAACCAUGUCAUACAGUCUAUGGUCAUGACUCACAUAUCGCCAUCUGUCCUGGUUGCAGCACCAUAUCUAUAUAAUAACUGUCCAAGCCAAUGCUAUACACUGCUGCUGUUCCAUUGUUGACGGAAAAAAAUGACUGGUGAUUUUCCUUUGCAAAUUUUUUGACCAAUAGCUGAAGGACCUGUAGACCGCAUGUGAUUUGAUUACAAAAAAGGUACGUUUUGACAAAUUACAGUGUGAACACAGACCAGACCAAAACUUAAUUGUAACAAUGUAUAAUUUCUUCCCGCUGAUCCAGACUUUCAGGUGUGAAAACAACCUCAAAGUUUUUCAAUUUAAAAUGCCUCGUGUUCAAAAUUUCAGCAGGGCGACCCACGAGAAUACACAUUAAAAAGGGGAACAUUUUCAGAUGUGCAGUGCAGGGUUUAGUUUAGGGCUGCAGCUAUCGAUUAUUUUAGUAAUCGAGUACUCUAUCGAUUAAUCUGUCGAUUAAUCGAGUAAUCGGAUAAGAAAUGUUUUGCUCUCACUGUAAUACUUUGCAUUGAAUCACGUUUGCCUCAGAGCGGACUUAAUGCAUGGACCGGGUGUUUUCUUUUAAGGUGCUGCAGCAUUGACGACGUGCUGUUGUGAAACGCCAACUCCGCCUUACAGUGAACGCACUGCACGGCGUUUUCUUUCCUUUUCAGUGUGUAAUGGUCCCACACUUUAGACACUUUCUGCCGUUUCCUCUGCGUGUCAUCUCUUUCUUCCUCUCUCUGUCUGUCCACGUUUCCCCCCAUGAUUGAACCAAACGCGCCAUAGACAUAAUAAAAGAUAGACCCCGCAUCGGCCGCUACCACGAAUGGGCGCUGUCGAGAAAUGCGGCCGCCAUCUUGGUCCGGUCAUCCGCCUCACUGUGCACCGCUGUUUAACCGGCGGAAUGAAGUCUGAGCGCAUUAAUGAAUCAUAGUUCGCUCAAUACUACGUAAUUUUCUUCUCUGCAAACGCCAUUCAAAGAGGCAUGAUAGAGGCCAUAUUUUUUUUUGGCGUUUUCAAAUACUCAGAAUGAAUAAAAUGAUAUUUUAGAACAUGGCAGCAGUGGCUGUAUUAUAGUAUAACAAUUAAUCAAGGAUAUAUUUAGGUUUAGAGCUAGGUUCCUGCUAUGUCUCAAUAAUUAUUAAUAACUGGCGGUAUUAAUAGGCCAAUUCAAUAUAUAUUGCUUUGAUUAUAAUUUUUUAUAUAGUUUAAUUUUAUUUAUCCAUUUGUAGACACACACAAAUAAUGUCAUAUAGAAGCACUAUUUUAAUAACUGGAAAAUACACACAAAGAAAUACACACAAAUAUAUAGCCUACAUAUCAAAAAGAUUUAAACACAAGAACAGCAUGACAGGACAGCAUCUAAACUACAUAUCAAUUUGCUUGUUGGCUACACAGCACAGAGGAAUCACUUGCUGCGAAUUUCUCCCUCUAACAGCAAUCUCCCACUUCUUCCUCAAGUUUUUGUCCUUAGGAAAUCUUCAAAAUGAAACAGGAGAUCACCACAAAGAAAUCUUUAAUAAAACAGAUAAUAAAACAGAGCUCACUUUCUUCCUUUUUCUUUCUAUUUUAUUUCUUAACGUUUCUUAGAACCUCUCUCAAACAAAAGUUUUUCAAUCUAAUGCAAAUCUGUUGAUAAUCGACCAAAGUUGCUAUUAUUGUGAAUAAGCUAGCUGUUCGCAAAUGCUGUUUCCUUUUUGGAGUUGACCGAUAGUCUUCCUCUUUGGCCUACAAAUGACUCUACAGUCAAGUGUAAUGUUUAAAAAACGUUUAAUCAUAACUGUGAAAAGUUAUUUCUUGAGCCCUGUUCUCUGCUGUCCGCCUGUUGGCACAGGAAUACGCCGCACAGUGCUCCGGCAUCGCUGAAUGAAUGAAUAUGAUUGACCGGAGCGUAUGGGAAGCUUGACCUGACCAAGAUGGCGGCCGCAUUUCUCGCUGCGCAGCACCCCCAGCGGGGUCUACCCUUUUAUUAUGUCUAUGAAACGCGCGGCAGCGGAAGGAGCGGAAAGAGCACGCUGCUGCGCAACAGAAAUAACCGUCCGUGUCAAACACCGUGCGCUGCACAUGGUUCCGGAUUUAAACGAUUCCUCGAGGCAUGUAAUUUGCCUCGAGGAAUUUUAUUAAUCGAGUUACUCGAGUAAUCGUUUCAGCCCUAGUUUAGUUGGUCUUCAUAAUUACGUUAUUGAGCAUGUCUCUGCUCUGACGGACUAGAGCAAAGCAGAGUAAACUUUAUUCAGCCUGCAUUUUACUGGUGACCCAUAUCAACCUGUGAAUGUAAAGGAAAUAGAGUGUAUGACCUGAACUGCAGCCUCUCACCAGGGACAGGCUUUAACAGUUUUGGCUUCACUUUUGAGGAGUUGUCAUGCUCUAGAUUUGUCCAUGUAGAUUCUCAUUCAUCCAGGUCAUGGUGAAUGAGAAUCUACAUGGACAUAUUUCUCAACUUUACACAGUCCACUUGCCUGUUUUUGGAGUCUUCAGGAUAAACAUGCUCUAGAUUUUUAUAAGCAGACGGUGGUAAAUCAAUCAGUGCAACCAAAUAACUACCAAACAAACAAGACAGGCCAACUAGCAUAAAGGCUUGAUGAAUGAACACUUGGAUGACCCUGUCUGUGUAACUAACCAGCUGACUGACUAAGAGGCUCCCUCGGCUGACUGCCUGAUUAACUGUCUGCUGUCUUACUGACUGUGUAAUCAGUGAAAGUCUGUGUGUUUAUAAAGCAACCACAGCCCUGGCCACUCUGAGCGCCUGAUUGACAGUCCUGCCUGGCAACUGUCUCUGUUCCUCCAGAGAGAGGCAGAGAACUGAGUGCUGUUAGCACUGAGCACAGAAGACAGUUAUUGAUUUUCCUCUUGUCUAUUAUUUUAGUUUUUUUUACAGAGAAAAGCUAAGUGAGCUAGGCAAGUGUCUUUCUGGAUGUAAGUAGAUUUAUAUUUGUAUGUUGGAGACUUCCUGUAUUUCAUCCACAUGUAUGUAUUUAGAGGGUGUGCUUUCUGUACAUCGAUCAUUAGGAGUGGGGAAGUGGGAAUAUAUCUAGCAUGUGAAUAGUGUUCCUUCUAUGCUACUGCCGUUCAGAGUUGAUUCCUAGCCAAUAAGCACAACAAUCCAUCUUCUCUUUACCCUGAGCACUAAUUGGAUAGAAACUGGCAGGUGGAAGAAAACAUGUUGUUGUGUCUUUAUGCUGUGCUCACUUGUCUGUGAAUCUGUUUCUGUGUGCUUUAACUACAAUCUCGACAGACACUCUUCCAUCUCACCAAGUCAGUGAUAAUGAACCAAAGUUGUUGGUUUUUUAACUGUUUGGGGUGAGAAUACAUUUUGAUUUCUUAAACUUUAUUGUAAUGUUGAUACCAUCCUAUGGGCAGACAAAUCAUGGAUCAGUGUAAUGUAAAAAAUAUUGGCAGUGACUUCUGUGAUCCAUGGCCCCUGACCCAUGUGUGUCUCCAGUUUUGUUUUAAUAUGCAAUGGAUGACUUUACCAACAAACCACUAUAACCAGACAGAGCCCAUUUAAAACGCAAUCUACAUUUUCUUGAUCAAAAUUUUGCUAAACUGUGCAGCCUUGUGAGAUCUUGUCAUCUGUGUUCAUUUACAUACUGAUGGUAGACCAUUGUUGCAAUGUGGCUGUAGCCAUUUAUCAAGGCAAGUGGAGGGUGGCUGCACUACACUUGAGACACAACAUAUCAGCAGCAUAACGAUAAAGAUAUUGAUAAACUGUUUCAGCUGAUGAGUAUUUCUUGAGGCAACCACCGAGGUUCACUUUAUUUCAUGGAAUUGUCAAAUCCCAUAGACUGUAUAUACUAUGGAGAACUUGGUUCCGCCUUCCGCCAGUAUAUGAAUUUGAAGCCGAAAAGCUCUCGGUAAUUCCGCGUUUUUUCUCCUCUUCCUGAAACCAACGCUCAGCUCAAACAGCGUAUCCCCUGGGUGAGCUACGCAAUAUUCGUACACCCAUAGGCACUAGCAAAUGUCAAUCAUAGAAAACAUGAACCCCCUAAUAACUUUUAAAAAUUGAGCUGUACAGAAAAAAAGAGGACUUGAGCACAAACCAGUCUUACAGUAACUACAUGUCAACACCGAAGCAGGGGGGAGAAAAAUUAAUAUUCUGUGUAAUAAAUUUCUAAAGUUUGUCCACAGCUCCAUAAGCUUUGUUGACAGAUGCGGGAUUUAUGACCUAUACUGCAGCCUGUCACCAGAGGGUGCUGUUUUGGAGGUGGCUUCACCCAGCGAGGAGGCAGAUGGCGUCCAUUCUAUAUACAGUCUAUGCUUGAAAGCAACUACAAGAUCCCACAACAGCAUCCACAUUGACAGAGUUUUACGAUAAAUUGGCUUAUUCAUUUAUUUUUUUUAUCAAAUGAUGUCUGCUCACAUUUUUCAUAAACACUUUUUUGUUGCUCCGUUGAGUGAUUUUGAAAAACUAUGUUGAAAUACUCGAUGUAAUAAUGACACAGGUCUGGCAUCAGUAUCAACUUUUGAAGAAGUGAUAUUUCAGACAAUACAUUUCACUAAUCAGCUAUGAAGGAUGGGAGCUGGGCACGACUGUUGUAAAGUUUGCACUUUAAAUUAAAAAAAUUCUGCUUGGUUAUCAUUUUACGCCUUUGCCUUAGCUCUCCUUAGUUUGAGUCUGUUUUUUGUUUUAGGUGAAAAACACACGUAAAUACUUUAUUUCAUACUUAGCAUUGGCAAAUUAAUCUUACAUUCAGCUAUUUGAAAACCAUAGAGUCAACAAACAGAAUAAACCAUGCUCGCUCGAAGUGAACCUCUGCCUACCGAGAGAAGCAUUCAGCUGACAUUAAUGAGCUGAACGAAAUAUUCGAAAAACCUCUCAGUAUCACUCAAUGCAAUAAACAGCAGCUCAAACCACAGCCUCCAAAAUGAUCAUAAAGUUGAAGCUGCACCGCUUUAAACAGUUUCAAUAAAAACUGAGUGUUAUUACCUCCAUGAAGGUAGGAUUUACUGCAGGGUUGUUCAAUUAAACUAAAUUAGUGCUUUCUGGAAUACCUUACAAACCGGGAUCUGAGUAUAUGUCUUAAAUUCAGUGUAAAACUCAGGCCGGGAAAUUUGGCUGCCCUCUCCACCCUGAGUGUUACGCAUAAAAAAGCUUUCGCUGUCUCUAAAUUAUCCAAGUGUGGAUGGAGACAGUCCAAAAUUGGACCUGGGUCACUAAAUUGAACUGUGUGUACUGUGGGAGGUUCGAGGGGUCAGUUUGAAAUUCAGGAACUACUUCAUACACUAUGCAUGAGGCACACUGUCCCAUCACACUGCUGUAUAUCAAUGUAGCAAUACCUGCACACUCUGCUGCCACAAACUCACACAUUGCACGCACCUUAAUGCAAGCUUAAAUUCCCGCACAUGCACAAACACAGCCACUUUCACACAAAUACAGCUUUUUCACGCACAUAUGCAGACACGCACUGUCCCCCUUUAUAUCUCAGGACGUGAGUGGAACAGUAAAGCUAAAUCCCCUUGUCACAUUUGCCGCUCAUCUCCAAUUCAAUGGCACAGGCUGCGAUGCCCUCGGAUGCACUUGGCAAGAGAACAGCUAACCUGCCCGCCAGCAUAUCUGUCUGCCAGCCGAGCACCGAGAGGUAGUUAGCAUGCCAACUAGCCCACCCGACGGCCACAAGCUAAUGCUUCAGGAACACUCAGUUGCCCUGUGUCUUUUCAAAGGACUCUGCUUGGAUGUGUGUUGACACUAGAGGUGUCAUACCCUAUAGUAGUCUGGCUUUCUAAACCACAACCACCCAUGAGUGUUUAAUACACUACAGAAAGACACGGGCAAUUCUGAAUAACCUCUUCAUAAAGUUGGUUCAGCAGAAACAGACCAUUAACAGUGAGACCCAUUUAUGGCAUAAAAAAAAGAAAACAAGACCACCUGAAGCAAGACUGUCAAUUCCUAUAGUGGUACUGUGAGGGAAGAGGUUAAAACUUGCCGAAGCCUUUUUGAAAACUUUCUUCACAGCAAUAAGAACAUUUGAUAGAGAUUUUUUUUUCUUUUUUUUUGUCAAAAACACACAUUUAGGUCAAGAUCAACUGAGAUGAGAGAGAUCACGUUUUCCACAGGGGAGCCAAAAUAAGGACAAACAGAAAGUUCCUCUCGGGACAUUCAGAUCUUGCCAGAACUGUUAAAUACACAAAAAUAAAACCUGCAAGGCGUCUCACAUGAGUUAUUUUUGUCUUUGCUUUCAAUCUGAAGAGUUUUGUUGAAAGGUUUAGUUAUUAGCACAGAAUGCACUUUGGUUUUAUUGUGUCCACUGGUAAAGUACAGAAGCGAUGCUGCUACAAAUUAUGAUAAAUGUUCUCUGUUUUAUAUUAAUUUCCUUCAUUUUAAAAAAAAAAAUUCCAUCUAGUCUGAAAAAGCUCAACUGAACAUUAAUCUUAGCUUUUUACAGUGUCCCUGAAAACAAUAUUUCCCCCAAAGGUAUCAUCUAAUACUAAAUGCAGCUGCCACAGUUUUAACAAAUGCAGAGCAAGACAAUAGUAUCACAUAUCUGAUCCCUGCACAGGCGACUUUUAACUAUUAGAAUUGAUUUAAAAGUCCUUUUACUUAUCUGCAAGGCCUUACAUAAUUUAGCACCUUCAUAUAUUAUUGACUGCCUCUCAUUUAUGUCCUAAUGUGAACUCUCAGAUCAUCCACUGCCUUUCUUAAAAAGUCUCUAAAGCGUCCGAGAGGAAAUCUGCUGAAGCUGCUUUCAGAUUUUAUGGCCUGAACUGUGAAACUCUGAGAACAGCACAUUCAAGAGAAAUUAAGGACACUUUUGAUUCAGUUCUUGGUUGGAGUUAAAUUGCUUUCUUAUUGGUCAUAUUGAGUAGCUUAGUAUUCAAACUGUGUUGGUUGGUUAGUGGCUAUUCUUUUUGAUCCUCCUUUGUCAAGACACUGUUAGUCAUACAUACACACCCCAGAUGCCCCUCCAGCUCCUUUACUUUUACUCUCUCAAAUUUUCACUGGACUUAAAAAAUAAAAAUUAGGCUUUUUUUUAAACUCUUUCCUCCAUCCUGCAGGACUAUAUCCCCUCUCUUCUCAGUUUACAGUCUGCUUCAUGCACUGCCUGCCUCGUCUGUUACUGUCACCACUCACUACAAUACAGAGUGUUGGUACUAUGGCAACAGGGCCGAGGCAGUUACAAUCUCUGGGAUUACAAUGUGAUGUAUUAUAAAGAGUAGCAUAGCAGCUGGAAAACUCAGACACUACAGAAUAGAUUUGAUGUUAUUCCCCCAAAAGUUUAGGAUUGUUGGUUUGUUGGAACGGUUGCACAGUCAGUUAAAAUAAUGUACUGUACUGAUCCACUGAGUCACAGUUUGAAUAUGAAAAAUGUAGACACUCUGCAGUAAAUUAGGUCAUGUUUUGGCUUAUAAUGAUGAUUUGUUGCCUGCUGCACCAGCUCUGCAUGAGAUGUGUCCUAAGUUAAGGUGUAAGUCCACACAAAAACGAAAUCCAGAAACGUGGAAACUUAAAGCUACUGUUCAGAGUUUUUUGAUGUUCAUGAAAUUAUCUGAAAUUUAUAUCAAUGCCUUAAUAUGACAUGCAAGAGCAAACAAGACUGACAGCAAAAAGAUGCACGAUUUUAAUGCCAUAAUUUUUAAUACCUGAAUCCAGUGCAAGGGGUCAACUGGCCCGCUGUCAAAAGUCAGCGGUAGGAGGUUUUUUGCUCUGGUUAUGCGACUUGAGCACGUAGAGGACAAGAUUUGUAAAGACUGCUUUGUCCACGGGGGAUGCCAAAAUUGACACAAACAGGAAGUUCCUCACAGAAGCUUUAAAAUUGUUUAUUGUUUGGUUGCACCAUGUGGAAAUAAGGUGGAGAAAUGACAUUUUCAAUAUAUUCAGCCUAUCAGAGAACAGCACUUUUUCUGGGGUGCUUGAUCAAACGUUGACCCUUAAUGACUGAUUGCCUCUAUACAGGCUAAUGGCUGAAAAUAACAACCGGAAACUUCCAUUCAUUGACUAAUAGUGUAAAGGUAACUAACUUAAAGGUGUGUAAAACCAGUCAAAGCAUUAUGAUAAGGUGAGAGUCAAUCUACAACAGUGAAAUCCAGUAAAAUCAUUAAUUACCUCAUACACUAUUGUACUGUCUUAUUGUGCAGAUGUGGUUAUCUCUACAAAAGCAGGAGUUAAUAUUAAAUCAAUCACUCUUGUAUUGUUGUAUUUUGUGGCGAACAUGUUGCUGACACAAACAGCUGGUAGCUAAGUGCUAAGUGUAAGGUUUAUGAUAGAGCUCAUGCUGACAUUUUAACUACCUGGGCUGGUGCAACCCCUAAGAUGUACACUUGAAAUUAGAAAUGAUGUUCAAAUUUGGGUUUCUCCAAAUCUACACAUGCUGGUCUUUUCAAAUCAAAAUGGCUAAAUCAAAGUAAAAGAAAGCUCAUUAGUCCAGUAUUCCCUACUCUCAUUAAAAGGGCCCAAAUUGUGGAAAUAUUGCUUUUCUUUAGGAAGCUGGAAGAACAAAUAAAUGAAUGGUGUCAUAAAUUCAACAUGGUGACUGGUAACAUGACUUCAGUUACAUGUAUUGUUAAAUCCCUUCCAAUAAGCACAAUAUUUUCCUAAGUGUCACAAGCAAAGCGAGCUUAAGUUGGUCUCUCCUUUUUUUAAAUUAAAAUUCCCAUUAGAUGGUAUCAGUGGUUGGUAUUAUUCGUGUUUUUAUACAAAUAAAUAUUAAAACUGGAUUUACUUUGAUUUAACAAGGCCAUGACUAAUGGAGAGAAGCUUGAGAGAAGGUCAGUAAAUAUAAGAAAACCUCAAACGUAGCCUGUUCAGAUGAGCUAUACGCUAAACUUUGAAAGACAAAACCAGGUGUUACAGGUGUAUAAGGGUUGAGACGCUCUCUCUGGUGGAUAUGAACAUUUGUGGAGGUUAUAUUUUGUUUACUUUACUGAAAUAUAAAUUUACAGUGUGAUUCCUCAGCUCCUGUUUGUGAGUGUGCUGGACUGAUAUGCCACAAUGCAUUCUGCCUCUGUGAUUUUCCCCUGAGGUACUGUUCAUGUAAAUGGUAAAUUUGACACUUUCUCUUCUUUUUUUACCCUCCCCCUCUCUUUCUGCCAUUUUUUUUUUCCAGGGCACACUGACGAAUCACGGCUGAGGUACUCAAAGAAAGCAGGAGGAGAAGAAGUGAAGACGCAGGGAUGUCAUUCAUGUUUUUUUCAGCCUCUUUCUGUUCUUCUCCAAUAUAUCUAUCUUUUAUCCAUCUUUUAUUUUUCCACCAUCACUAAAAAAAACUCUCCUGUUUCCCCCUCUCCGUCCUCCUUGUUUUUUGAGUGUAUUAUCUUGACAUGUCACUCCAGAGUUUAUGAUGUGUUGAUUUAUUGUCAAGUUGCGCCGGCACACCCCUGCCAUCUUUGAAAUAAAUCCCAGUGAUCCGGUGGUGAUGAGGCUGCA